Molecule: messenger RNA, 80106 nt
Organism: Pelobates cultripes (western spadefoot toad)
Lineage: Eukaryota; Metazoa; Chordata; Amphibia; Anura; Pelobatidae
Source: the annotation of a GenBank genome assembly
AUGACAACUUUUAAGGGUGUGGUAAGAGGCAGGGCUGUCACAUGACAUGUUUUAGGGGUGUGGUAAGGGGCACGGCUAUCAGAUGACAUGUUUUAGGGGUGUGGUAAGAGGCAGGGCUAUCACAUGACAUGUUUUAGGGGUGUGGUAAGGGGGCAGGGCUAUCACAUGACAAGUUUUAGGGGUCUGGUAAAGGGCACGGCUAUCACAUGACAAGUUUUAGGGGUCUGGUAAGGGGCAGGGCUAUCAGAUGACAUGUUUUAGGGGUGUGGUAAGGGGCACGGCUAUCACAUGACAAGUUUUAGGGGUGUGGUAAGGGGCAGGGUUAUCACAUGACAUGUUUUAGGGGUGUGGUAAGGGGGCAGGGCUAUCACAUGACAAGUUUUAGGGGUCUGGUAAAGGGCACGGCUAUCACAUGACAAGUUUUAGGGGUAUGGUAAGAGGCAGGGCUAUCAGAUGACAUGUUUUAGGGGUGUGGUAAAAGGCAGGGAUAUCACAUGACACAUUUUAGGGGUAUGGUAAUUGGCAUACCAUACCCCUAAAUUUAAGGUGACCUCAUGACCUAUUGAUAUCAAUUUAUGAACUGAAAUUAUGGUUUAUAACCUGAUUAAAGUAUAUAUUUACACUGACUGAUUUCCAAACACAUUUAUUUUAGUGUAAAGACGUUAUACACUCAGACACACCAACAAUAUGGAUCUCCCAGAAAAGAAUGACAUUAGGAUAAAAAAGAGGGACAGAGAGAGUGGGUCCCAAAAUAGGGACACUUGUGAGGUAUUAUAAUAUGUGUAAGCAAUUUCCAUGGAUGGGUAAAAUGGCUGUUUGUCCAUAUUCAGGUUGCCUUAUAAUAGGCCUUAGAUUUAUAUCACAUGGCUAAUGGUAAUCUCCCAGAAUCCCUCACUCUGUGUCCUUGUUAACUCCUAGCUUGCCUUGUGUCUUCCUCCUCUCCUGUCUUAUCAUACCUGCUCCCUGUCACAUUUAUAGCCCCCUUGCUUCCUGUAAAUACCCCAGGAACAUCUGCUCCUGCAUGGCCUGGGGCUGUUAGCAGUAACUAUGACAGACUCCAUGGCAGCUGCUUCCGACACAACCAUAAAACUCCUCACUGUGUUUAAACUGUGCCAGGAGCCUCACACCUUUAUUUACUCCUCUGUGUGGGCUUUCAAGUCCUGGUAACCUCAUUAUAAAACUUAACCCAUUACUAAUAAAUCCCUCUUCAUCUACAGAGCUGCUCUUUGAAGUUCUUCCCAUUAUCCUAACAUUUGAAUUACUUUACAAACAAUUGUUUUUGCUGCAUUAUUUACAGUCUUGCAAACGUUUGUGCAUCUUAAUAUAGAAAUAUUUAUUUUGUAUAAAGUGCCGGCAAAUAUCCUAAUCAAAAACACAAUGUUCAUCCUACCCAUGUGCUCUCUACAUACAUGUAGCAUGUAAUAUAAGCAUGUGUUCUCUACAUACAUGUAAUAUAUGCAUGUGCUCCCUACAUACAUGUAACAUGUAAUAUAAGCAUGUAUCUCUACAUACAUGUAACGUGAUAUAAGCAUAUGUUAUCUACAUACAUGUAACAUGUGAUAUAAGCAUGUGCUCUCUACAUACAUGUAACAUGUGAUAUAAGCAUGUGCUCUCUACAUGCAUGUAACAUGUAAUAUAAACAUGUACUCUCUCUAGAUUCAUGUAACAUGUAAUGUAAGCAUGUGCUCUCUACAUACAUGUAAAAUAAGCAUGUGCUCUCUACAUACAUGUGACACGGGCAUGUGGUCUCAGCAGAUGCACUGAAUACUAUAAACAGAUACACCGUGUGUUAUAUACAGAUACACCGUGUGUUAUAUACUGAUACACUGUGUGUUAUAUACUGAUACACUGUGUGCUAUAUACAAAUACACUGUAUGUUAUAUACAGAUACAUUGUGUGUUAUAUACAGAUAGAUACACUAUGUGUUAUAUACAGAUACAUUGUGUAUUAUAUACUGAUACACUGUGUGUUAUAUACAGAUACAUUGUGUUAUAUACAGAUACAUUGUGAUAUAUAUAUAUAUAUACAUACACUGUGUGUUAUAUACUGAUACAUUGUGUGUUAUAUACUGAUAUACUGUAUGUUAUAUACUGAUACACUGUGUGCUAUAUACAAAUACACUGUAUGUUAUAUACAGAUACAUUGUGUGUUAUAUACAGAUACAGAUACAUUGUGUUAUAUACAGAUACACUAUGUGUUAUAUACAGAUACAUUGUGUUUUAUACAGAUACACUGUGUGUUAUAUAUAUACAGAUACACUGUGUGUUACAUACAGAUACAUUGUGUGUUAUACAGGUAUACUGUGUUUUAUAUACAGAUACACUGUGUGUUAUAUAUAGAUGCAUUGUGUUAAAUACAGAUACAUUGUGUGUUACAUACAGAUACAUUGUGUGUUAUAUACAGAUACAUAGUGUGUUAUUAACUGAUACACUGUGUGUUAUUAAAUGAUACACUGUGUGUUAUAUACAGAUACACUGUGUGUUAUAUAGAUAUACCCUGUUUGUUAUAUACCGAAACAUUGUGUGUUAUAUACAGAUACACUGUGUGUUAUAUACAGAUACCUUGUGUGUUAUAUACAGAUACCUUGUGUGUUAUAUACAGAUACACUGUGUGUUAUAUACAGAUACAUUGUGUGUUAUAUACAGAUACAUUGUGUGUUAUAUACAGAUACAUUGCGUGUUAUAUACAGAUACACUGUGUGUUAUAUACAGAUACCUUGUGUGUUAUAUACAGAGACACUGUGUGUUAUAUACAGAUACCUUGUGUGCUAUAUACAGAUACACUGUGUGUUAUAUACAGAUACCUUGUGUGUUAUAUACAGAUACAUUGUGUGUUAUAUACAGAUACAGAUACAUUGUGUGUUAUAUACAGAUACCUUGUGUGUUAUAUAGAUAUACCCUGUUUGUUAUAUACAGAAACAUUGUGUGUUAUAUACAGAUACACUGUGUGUUAUAUACAGAUACCUUGUGUGUUAUAUACAGAUACACUGUGUGUUAUAUACAGAUACAUUGUGUGUUAUAUACAGAUACAUUGCGUGUUAUAUACAGAUACACUGUGUGUUAUAUACAGAUACCUUGUGUGUUAUAUACAGAGACACUGUGUGUUAUAUACAGAGACACUGUGUGUUAUAUACAGAUACCUUGUGUGCUAUAUACAGAUACACUGUGUGUUAUAUACAGAUACCUUGUGUGUUAUAUACAGAUACAUUGUGUGUUAUAUAAAGAUACAGAUACAUUGUGUGUUAUAUACAGAUACCUUGUGUGUUAUAUACAGAUACACUGUGUGUUAUAUACAGAUACCUUGUGUGUUAUAUACAGAUACAAUGUGUGUUAUAUACAGAUACAUUGUGUGUUAUAAACAGAUACACUGUGUGUUAUAUACAGAUACUUUUGUGUUAUAUACAGAUACAUUCUGUGUUAUAUACAUAUACCCUGUUUGUUAUAUACAGAUACAUUGUGUGUUAUAUACAGAUACACUGUGUGUUAUAUACAGAUACAUUGUGUGUUAUAUACAGAGACACUGUGUGUUAUAUACAGAUACAUUGUGUGUUAUAUACAGAUACACUGUGUGUUAUAUACAGAUACAUUGUGUGUUAUAUACAGAUACACUGUGUGUUAUAUACAGAUACAUUGUGUGUUAUAUACAGAUAGACUGUGUGUUAUAUACAGAUACAUUGUGUGUUAUAUACAGAUACACUGUAUGUUAUAUACAGAUACAUUGUGUGUUAUAUACAGAUACACUGUGUGUUAUAUACAGAUACAUUGUGUGUUAUAUACAGAUACAUUGUGGGUUAUAUACAGAGACACUGUGUGUUAUAUACAGAUACAUUGUGGGUUAUAUAUAGAGACACUGUGUGUUAUAUACAGAUACAUUGUGGGUUAUAUACAGAGACACUGUGUGUUAUAUACAGAUACACUGUGUGUUAUAUACAGAUACAUUGUGUGUUAUAUACAGAUACACUGUGUGUUAUAUACAGAUACAUUGUGUGUUAUAUACAGAUACAUUGUGUGUUAUAUACUGAUACACUGUGUGUUAUAUACAGAUACAUUGUGUGUUAUAUACAGAUACACUGUGUGUUAUAUACAGAUACACUGUGUGUUAUAUACAGAUACAUUGUGUGUUAUAUACAGAUACACUGUGUGUUAUAUACAGAUACAUUGUGUGUUAUAUACAGAUACAUUGUGGGUUAUAUACAGAUACACUGUGUGUUAUAUACAGAUACAUUGUGGGUUAUAUACAGAUACACUGUGUGUUAUAUACAGAUACAUUGUGUGUUAUAUACAGAUACACUGUGUGUUAUAUACAGAUACACUGUGUGUUAUAUACAGAUACAUUGUGUGUUAUAUACAGAUACAUUGUGGGUUAUAUAUAGAUACACUGUGUGUUAUAUACAGAUACAUUGUGGGUUAUAUACAGAGACACUGUGUGUUAUAUACAGAUACACUGUGUGUUAUAUACAGAUACAUUGUGUGUUAUAUACAGAUACACUGUGUGUUAUAUACAGAUACAUUGUGUGUUAUAUACAGAUACACUGUGUGUUAUAUACAGAUACACUGUGUGUUAUAUACAGAUACAUUGUGUGUUAUAUAUAGAUACAUUGUGUGUUAUAUAUAGAUACACUGUGUGUUAUAUACAGAUACAUUGUGUGUUAUAUACUGAUACACUGUUUGUUAUAUACAGAUACAUUGUGUGUUAUAUACAGAUACACUGUGUGUUAUAUACAGAUACAUUGUGUGCUAUAUACAGAUACAUUGUGUGUUAUAUACAGAUACACUGUGUGUUAUAUACAGAUACAUUGUGUGUUAUAUACAGAUACAUUGUGUGUUAUAUACAGAUACACUGUGUGUUAUAUACAGAUACAUUGUGUGUUAUAUACUGAUACACUGUUUGUUAUAUACAGAUACAUUGUGUGUUAUAUACAGAUACAUUGUGUUUUAUAUACUGAUACACUGUUUGUUAUAUACAGAUACAUUGUGUGUUAUAUACAGAUACAUUGUGUGUUAUAUACAGAUACAUUGUGUUUUAUAUACUGAUACACUGUUUGUUAUAUACAGAUACAUUGUGUGUUAUAUACAGAUACAUUGUGUGUUAUAUACUGAUACACUGUUUGUUAUAUACAGAUACAUUGUAUUCUCCAUAAAGAUAAAGGGAAUAACACCCUCCUCUCUUGUUGUCAUGGAAACCUGAUCCAGCCUGUAGCAAUAGACCUGCCACGAGAACACUGGAUUGGGUAGAACUAAGCUGUCCCACAGUCACUGAUUGGCUGAAACAGUCAUGUGACUAUCAGAGGAAUGCAAAUGAAUGAUGGCAUUUGGCUCCCUUUACUGGGACUGACUGGGGCUACAGCCUAGCUUAUACUGGGGAGACGAGGGAUCCGGCUUAAAUUAUACUGGGGGCACAUCUUAUAUUAAUACUGGGGCUGACUGGUAAUACAGAUUAUACUGGGACUAACUGGGGCUACAACCUAGCUUAUACUGGGGAGACGAGGGAUCCGGCUUAAAUUAUACUGGGGGCACAUCUUAUAUUAAUACUGGGGCUGACUGAUAAUACAGAUUAUACUGGGACUAACUGGGGCUACAGCCUAGCUUAUACUGGGGAGACGAGGGAUCCGGCUUAAAUUAUACUGGGGGCACAUCUUAUAUUAAUACUGGGGCUGACUGGUAAUACAGUUUAUACUGGGACUGACUGGGGCUACAGCCUAGCUUAUACUGGGGAGACGAGGGAUCCGGCUUAAAUUAUACUGGGGGCACAUCUUAUAUUAAUACUGGGGCUGACUGAUAAUACAGAUUAUACUGGGACUAACUGGGGCUACAACCUAGCUUAUACUGGGGAGACGAGGGAUCCGGCUUAAAUUAUACUGGGGGCACAUCUUAUAUUAAUACUGGGGCUGACUGAUAAUACAGAUUAUACUGGGACUAACUGGGGCUACAGCCUAGCUUAUACUGGGGAGACGAGGGAUCCGGCUUAAAUUAUACUGGGGGCACAUCUUAUAUUAAUACUGGGGCUGACUGAUAAUACAGAUUAUACUGGGACUGACUGGGGCUACAGCCUAGCUUAUACUGGGGAGACGAGGGAUCCGGCUUAAAUUAUACUGGGGGUACAUCUUAUAUUAAUACUGGGGCUGACUGGUAAUACAGUUUAUAGAGGGGCUGUCUGGUAAUACAGCUUAUACUGGGGCUGACUGUGUGAUACUGGUUUUACUGGGAUGUACUGAGACUAGUUACUGGAGUUACUAGGACUGACUGCUGUGGAUACAAGUUACCGGUUAUUUUGGGACUAGUUACUGAAAUAAUUAGAACUAACUGCUGUGGAUACCAGUCACCGGUAUAUUGGGACUAGUUACUGGGUUUACUAGGACUGACUGCUGUGGAUACCUGUUACCGGUUAUAUUGGGACUAGUUACUGGGGUUACUAGGACUAACUGCUGUGGAUACCUGUUACCGGUUCUACUGGGACUAGUUACUGGAGUUGCUAGGACUGACUGCUGUGGAUAUUGAUCAUACUUGUACAGAUUUAUCGGAUUACUGGAGAUACUGGGAGCUUAAGAUACUGGAAGCGAGGAGAAAAAGUCUGGAAAUGUUGCAAAAGGAACCCCAGAGGUGACACUACAAGGUACUGGGAGAACGUCAUGUACUGGGAUCAUGAGCAGACGUUAUGUUACAAUAUGUAGGAGGGAUGCAUAGUGAGGUCUGUAUGAUGAACAGAGAGUCUGUAGGGAUGCCAAGAGAAUCUGUAGGGAUGCAAAGAGAAUCUGUAGGGAUGCCCAGAGAGUCUGUAUGAUGCCCAGAGAAUCUGCAGGAUGCUCAUAGAGUCUGUAAGAUGCCCAGAGAGUCUGUAGGAUGCUCAGUGAGUCUGUAAGAUGCCCAGAGAGUCUGUAUGAUGCACAGGGAAUCUGUAGGAUGCCCAGAGAGUCUUUAGGAUGCAUAGUGAUAGCGAAUGAUGCACAGAUAGUCUUUAGGAUGCCUAGAGAGUCUGCAAUGCACAGGGAGUCUGUAUGAUGCCCAGAGAGUCUAUAAGAUGCCCAGAGAAUCUGUAUUAUUAUUAUUAUUAUUAUGUUAUUAUUUAUAUAGCGCCAACAAAUUCCACAUCGCUUUACAGUGGGUGGACGAACAAACAUGUAGUUGUAACCAGACAAGUGGGACACACAGGAACAGAGGGGUUGAGGGCCCUGCUCAAUGAGCUUACAUGCUAGAGGGAGUGGGGUAUAGUGACACAAAAGGUAAGGAUAGUAUUAGACUAGUGACAGUUGCAAGAGAGGAAUCAGUUUAAUUGAUACGCUUUUAUGAAGAAGUGGGUUUUUAAUGAUUUUUUUUUAAGGAGUUGAGACUGGGUGAGCAUCUAACGGAGGAGUAUGAUGUAUGAUGCAUAGUGAUAGCGUAUGGUGCACAGAGAUAGCGAAUGGUGCACAGAGAUAGCGUAUGAUGCAUAGUGAUAGCGUAUGAUGCACAGAGAUAGCGUAUGAUGCACAGAGAUAGCGUAUGAUGCACAGAGAUAGCGUAUGUUGCAUAGUGAUAGCGAAUGAUGCACAGAGAUAGCGUAUGAUGCACAGAUUGAGCGUAUGAUGCACAGAGUGUCCGUAUGAUGCACAGAGAUACCGUAUGAUGCAUAUUGAAUGUUAUUUACUAAAGUGAGAAUUCAAAUUGAAAUUUCACAUUUAAGGUCAAAAGAGCCAAACUGGGAAACAAUCUUUAGGCCAGCAAUGCUUUUAGUUUGGCUAAGUUUGGCCUUAAGUGUGAAAUUCAUGCCAUGUGCUCUCUCCAGAGGGAGGUGAGAGCUGUCACUACAAGUAGUACACGCAGCAUGUACAUACACAGAUUGGAUGGCCAAGAAAACAUUCUCUUCCCUUGGUGUCACUGAUACAGAAGACGUCAUUUCUGUAUUAUUCAUGUGGCUGCAAAGGUGGCAGGCUGCGUGUGCUGGGAGAGCCUUGGUUCUUCUGAAACUUCUCCAAAAUGGUUUGAAAGAAAUACAUUUGGGACAGCCCCUGUAACCUCAUAGCACCAUAUCCACUACAGUAAGCUGUAAAGGGCCCGUUUAAUCUGAGCAAAACAAAAUGUAUGAUGCAAAGCAAGUCUGUGCAACACACUGGUAAAGUGUGUCUGAGCAAUCAGCCUACAUGGUGCACAGUGAGUCUGAGUGAUGCACAGUGACAUUACACAGUGGCUAACAGGAAGCAUUGACUUCUAGUGUGAGUGAUGCUCAGUGAGAGUAGAGCUGUCACAGUGGAUACAGUGAGUGAGUGAUGCUCAGUGAGAGUACAGACUGGAUUGUAAGGAGCUGAGCAGUCAGUGUGAGUGAGGCUCAGUGAGAGUACACACUGGAUAGUAAGGAGCUGAGCAGUCUGUGUGAGUGAGGCUCAGUGAGAGUACACACUGGAUAGUAAGGAGCUGAGCAGUCAGUGUGAGUGAGGCUCAGUGAGAGUACAGACUGGAUUGUAAGGAGCUGAGCAGUGAGUGUGAGUGAGGCUCAGUGAGAGUACACACUGGAUUGUAAGGAGCUGAGCAGUCAGUGUGAGUGAGGCUCAGUGAGAGUACACACUGGAUUGUAAGGAGCUGAGCAGUCAGUGUGAGUGAGGCUCAGUGAGAGUACACACUGGAUAGUAAGGAGCUGAGCAGUCAGUGUGAGUGAGGCUCAGUGAGAGUACACACUGGAUAGUAAGGAGCUGAGCAGUCAGUGUGAGUGAGGCUCAGUGAGAGUACACACUGGAUUGUAAGGAGCUGAGCAGUGAGUGUGAGUGAGGCUCAGUGAGAGUACAGACUGGAUUGUAAGGAGCUGAGCAGUCUGUGUGAGUGAGGCUCAGUGAGAGUACACACUGGAUUGUAAGGAGCUGAGCAGUCAGUGUGAGUGAGGCUCUGUGAGAGUACACACUGGAUUGUAAGGAGCUGAGCAGUCAGUGUGAGUGAGGCUCAGUGAGAGUACAGACUGGAUUGUAAGGAGCUGAGCAGUCAGUGUGAGUGAGGCUCAGUGAGAGUACACACUGGAUAGUAAGGAGCUGAGCAGUCAGUGUGAGUGAGGCUCAGUGAGAGUACACACUGGAUUGUAAGGAGCUGAGCAGUCUGUGUGAGUGAGGCUCAGUGAGAGUACACACUGGAUUGUAAGGAGCUGAGCAGUCAGUGUGAGUGAGGCUCAGUGAGAGUACACACUGGAUAGUAAGGAGCUGAGCAGUCAGUGUGAGUGAGGCUCAGUGAGAGUACACACUGGAUUGUAAGGAGCUGAGCAGUCAGUGUGAGUGAGGCUCAGUGAGAGUACACACUGGAUUGUAAGGCGCUGAGCAGUCCGUGUGAGUGAGGCUCAGUGAGAGUACACACUGGAUUGUAAGGCGCUGAGCAGUCCGUGUGAGUGAGGCUCAGUGAGAGUACACACUGGAUUGUAAGGAGCUGAGCAGUCAGUGUGAGUGAGGCUCAGUGAGAGUACACACUGGAUAGUAAGGAGCUGAGCAGUCAGUGUGAGUGAGGCUCAGUCGGAAUGAUGAGUUUAAUUUGACUAUCAGUGUGAAAUUAGAAUUGUUUACAUUAUUCACUGCUCCCUUAACGAGGGGGCUGUAUUUUACUUUUUGGAUUUGUAAUAUAUUUUAGAGAAAUAUCUACUCUGCCAAUAUUCUAGUUUGUAUUUUCAAGCGUCAUGAAAUUCUGUUAUUGUUAUUUCAUUUUAAUGCAAUUUUAAUAUUUAAUGCAGACAUUAAGCUGCUAUGGGCUAAUACACACUGACUGUUUAUUAUUUAAUUGAAUUAAUGCUAAUUUGUUUUUAUCACCUUACCUGGGUGUCAGUCACCUUCUCCUACAAGGAGCUUCUGUUAACCUCGCUGUGUAGGACCAGCUCACAUCGGCUGAGAGGGUCCGUACGUAGCUCAAUCUGAAAUCUUUUGGCUCUCGUGGUGGUGACCAGUGCCGGCCGACCCCAAGUAAGUUUUGAAACUGUUAGCAAAUGGUUUGGAUAUUUAGCCUGGGGGAGUGUCUGGACAUUCCUGGCACCAUAACCACUACAAAGUUAUGUGGUGGUUAUAGUGUCUGGAGAUUUCUUUAACUUUUUCAGUCUAUUGAGGAAUGUCCAUAUUGGUUUCAGUGAUUAGAGUAGAAACGAGCCAGUCUCUAACUGGUUAACUCAGAUGAUAAAUUUCACUACUCGUUAAGUAUUGUAUAAAUACACUCUUUUUAUAAGCAUGACCGUUUUUAAAAGGAAGUGGGCAAUGUGUGUAUGAUAAAGGGAGCAUGCAAGGCCCUAAUUUUAGCAAUCCUAUCAGUUGGCCAUAUGUCCUUUUUAUUUGGUUACUGUCAUUGCGUCACUUCCUGCCUGCAGCCCUAUUUCCCAGGCCAUAGAGGCUGACACACAGACUGAUUUAUGGCACCCAUUAAAACCUGUUCCUUUGCUCUGCCAGACUCGGAGGGGGAAGGAGGACAGGUCUGGUGGAGAGGACAGGUCUAAGGAGGAGAAGUCUGUUACUGGAUCUGUCACAAGGCAUUUCCUUUGGGUGAUUUAAAGCCCAGAUUCUUUGAAUUGAUCCUUUUGGGUUGGAGGUGGAGAUCCCCCUCUGGGAAUGUAACGCAGAGAUAAGGUUUUGGAGGGGGGAAGGGGGGCAGUCCUAAAUAUUAUUUCACAGUGCGGCCCAAUAAAGUGAGAAUAAUUAGUAUCAAGUUGAGAAUUUUUUGUAGAUAUAAUGAGCCAACCUGCGUAUUACUUUAGUUAGGGAGAGGUGGUUGUAGUGUUUGAAGGUUCCUGUAACUUUUUCAGUGUUUUGGAGAAUGUCCACAUGCCAUAUACGGUUCAUUCAUUAGGGUAGAAUAGAUAUCUACCACUUUGCUGAUACUUAUUCCAUAUCCACAACGUGAAAGAAUGUGUUUUUAUUACUAUAAAUAGGACAAUUACAAGAAAACGUACAGGAACGAUAGGUUGAAGAGGACCCUGCACAAACGAGCUUACAGUCUAUAGGAGUUGGAUAUAAAACACAUUAGGACAGGUUUAUAGGUUGUCCCCCUAAUUUCCAGUGUAAUCGCUUGUUGUAGCCAGUCUGUGUCUGCACACUCUGCUGUCUCUCUGUAGUUCUAUGUUGGGGUGAUCUGUGGGGUGUAUUCACUCAUAAACAGUGAUUUGUAGUGAAUAGAAAACUGAAUUGGCAAUUGCGGACCCAGCUAUGGUUACAGUUUGGCUAUUUUAGUAAAUUCUGUUCAGUUUUCGAAGCUCCUUGAUCCAUUGUCUCUAUAAAACGUAUAAUGUGUGAAAUCUACCUGCACCUGCUCUUGCUGUAGAUAAAAGCGAUGUGUAUGGCUUUAGUAUAACAAAAUGCCUAACAAAAUCCUGCACAAAUGGGUAAUAUAGCAUUGUAGAAAAUAGCAAAAGUGGAGGAUAGAUCGCCUCGUGAAAAGACCGGGCUGAUCACCUCCACGCCACCUCAAAACGACGUCUCAAAAAUAAUAAACAAAUUUAUUGAAAAAUUUUUUUUUAAUAAAAUCAAAGAGGAAGACACAUCUAUCUCUAGAUAGAAUAAAUAACUAGAGCCCAAUAUAUACAGAAAGUAUGGCUAGUAUAUAAAUAUGUAAAUAUAAUGCGGUAUGGCAAAUACCUAUAGAUAAAGUAUAAUACACAUAUAUAUACAUAAGAGCCAUAGACUGUACAUUGCAAGCCCGAUACAGAAUAUAAAAUAUGGCUGAAUUAUAGAUGCAAUAUUAUAAUAAAUAUCUGUGCAAAAGAGUGAAAAAUGAAUGUAGUAAUACAUAUAUAAAGAGCCAUAAAUUCUGCACUAAGAGACUAAUUGCUGCAGAGUGUGGCUAGAUAGACCAUAUCAAAAUGUGGCAAAAUCGUAGUAGAGUGAGACAAUGAAUCACAAUAGUAGCCACAAUAGUAGCCAAAACCUCUGCUGCUGUACCUACAGGGCAAAUUAGAAAUCGAAAGGAUAGAGGAGGGCAUAGAUAAAAGAGGAAAAAUACAGCAGAAAGACCUGAUAGUAAAUCUACAUAAAUUCUAAAUGCCUAAACCCGAUAAACAGCCCACCUAUCACUAAAUAAGAUGACCAGAGCUAGAAACACGCUCAGUGUCACUAAACCAUACUGUAGGAGACAAAGGAAAAACAAAAGCAAAAUAAACUAAAUUAACUAACUAAAAUAACCCAUAGCCCAACGCGCGUUUCGGUGGAUUAACCACCUUUCUCAAGGGCACAAAGUAAAGUAAAGUGAGGCAAACGGAACAAACCCCCUUACUCCAUUAAAAACGUUAGUAGUACCUCCCACCUCAUCUAAUUCGUCCGUGUGUCUCAAGGGAGGAGGGACAAAAAGUAGCCACUCCUGUCGAAAGUCCAUGCGUAUAUCUAUCUACGCGCAGGCGCGCCGACUUAGUGUCAGGCUAGGUAUCGAGUAAAACCGCGCAUGUCAAAAGACCGCGCAUGCACACAGCAUGAGACCCGUUACCAGGGUAUCCGUCCGUGCGCAUGCACGAAUGUGUACACAGUGAACACAGCGUACACAGUGUAAUACAUAUGCCGGUAACAAGUCCCAAAAGAAAAGAAUGCUAUAUUAGUUAAACAUAGUAGCAUGCAAAAAUAAGGAGUAGGAAGGGUAGAGAGUUCAGAAUAUAUAUAGUUAAGUAGAUAGAUAAAUAAACAAAUCAUCAAAGAAAAGAAAUGUUGCGUUCCCAUCAUAUUUACAGUAAAUCACAAACAUACAUUAUAUAGAGACAAAAGAGUGGUAUUUUAAAUACAAAUAACUAAUGAAUAAAUAAAAUAAAAUAAUAAACAUAUCUACACAACUCUAUUCAUUAUCCAAUGGUUAAACUAAUAAAGAAUAAAGAAUAAACAACAAGAUCCCUAUCAGCCUAUAGAUAUUUAUGUGCAUAGUCUAUAAAUAUAUAUAUAUGGGAUUGGUGCAGGGAAAUAUAUAAGUAUAUGCAUAUACACAUGUACAUAGAGAGAAUACAUACAUGUAUAUAAACAUAUAUAAAAACGGUUACAUACAGUAUAUUUUUCAAAGGAGGCAUUCUGUGAGCGGCGGAUCAUAUGAAAGGGGCAAAAGAAAAGCCCUCAUUAAGACCUAGAGGUUGGAGUGUCUUAAGUAGGUAUAUCCAUCUUGACUCUCUCUGUCUUAAUAAUUUGUCAUAAUCACCACGUCUCAAAGUCCUCUUAACCAACUCCAAACCACAAAACUUAAGAUUAUUAGAGUUCCCCUGAUGAUGGUCUUUGAGAUGUCUCGAUAUGGGUGUCUCGAGGCGAUUUCUAGGAGAUCUUACAUGCUCCAUAAUCCUAUCUUUAAAGGCCCUAAAAGUUUUUCCCACAAGUCCUUUUGACUUGGAAAGAACCACGUCCUUGACUGUCAUUAACGGUCUUAGAGUCCCUAAGAAUAAAUUUUUUUUUUUUUUGAAUUUGACAAUUUUUAUUUAGCCAUGCAGCUGUGUUACACUUGUGCUGGAAGUUUGGAUAUUCUGAUCGCGAUUACAUACAUGGUGUGGUAAUUUGGUAACAUCAUGGUAAACCUUCCAAUACUACUUAACAACUUUAGGUACAUGAAUCUUGCAGCUGCAUGUCUCAAACUUUUUUGGAGAGAAAGUAUAGUUAUAGGGGGGUAUAGAAGGGGGGGAGACAGAGAGAGGGAGGGGUGGUAGGGAGGUGCAUCAAUGGGUGUUUCGUGGAGGUAUAACCCAAGGGUUCGCAGGUGAUUUGGUAGGGGUUCUUGUAUGGUGAAGAGCUGGUGGGCGGCAAGUUUCUUCUGCUUCUCGGAGUCUGAUCUUUCGUGGUUCCAGACCAGGGCUCCCCAGUCCCCCGCCACGGAUUUUGCCUUUGUCCGCUAGUGAUCAAUGUGUUGCGGUAUUGUCAGCUUGGUUUAUGUAUCUAUCCCACAGUAGUUGCGCUUUAACUAAUGCAGGCCUCGGGCCAAAUUGGAGUUGAUACAUGGCCUCAUAAGACCAGUUGAGUGCAAUUUGGUUUUUUAAAUGUGUACGUGACGGUAUGUCUUUGGAUUUCCAGUGUCUCGCUAUGAGUAUAUGUACUGAUGCUAGCGUGUGGUACAGUAUUGCUUGGUGAGCUUUGGGCAUUCUGUCGGGGAAUACGUACAGCAUGCAUUGCGCAGGGUUUUUGUCCACUUGGUAGCCUAGUAUAUCUGAUACGAUAAGUAUGGCUUGUGUCCAGAGCGGUGCGAGUGCGGGGCAUGUCCACCAAACGUGGAACAUCGUGCCCACUUCUUUCUCACAGCGCCAGCAUAUGUUUGUAGAGGCUGGCCAUAUUUUGUGUAUUUUUUCUGGCACUAGGUACCAACGGUAUAAUAGUUUCCGUUGUAUUUCUAGGUGUUGGGCGCAUGAUGUCAGGCCUCUGUGUGCUGAGUAAGCUUUUUUCCAUUGUUCUGGGCUUAGCUCUAUGCCUAGGUCUGUGUGCCAUGCCUUUCGGUAGUUGUCCUGGAUCGGUGGUUGGUUGUGUAAGAUUAAGUGGUAGCAUGAGGAUAGGGACUUGGCGUUGGGUUUGUUAGAAAGGCACAUGUUUUCGAACUUAGAUAUUAGUUCUUGCGGUACCUUCUCAGGGGUUCUGGGAGGGUUAUGUUUUAGUAGGGACUUGAUUUGCAGGUAUGAGAAUAGGAGUUUCGCGGGUAGGUCAAAUUGUUCCUGUAAGCUAGGGAAGGAUUUGAGGUGCUCCCCAUCGUACAAUUGUAGUACAUGGGUGACGCCUUUCUCUAUCCAUGUCUUGUAGUUAAAGGUAGGGAUCAUCAGGCUGAUGGAUUGCAUUGGGGUCGCUAAUGGUAUCUUUGGACGGGUAACUAAAGUGUUCCUUACCCCGUCCCAUGUGUCUAUCAGCAACCGAGUAGUGGGGAGGCCUUGGAACGGUCUUGGUCUCCGAGCGUUAUCAGUCCAGAAAGUAUGACGUAUGUGGUCUGCGUUAAGCCAAAAGGCUUCUAUUCCUGCCCACUGGGGUGUGUAAUGGGGGUCAUGUGCGGCUAACAUAGUGCUUAGAAUCGCUGCCUUGUAGUAAUGGUAUAGGUUGGGGAUGCCUAGGCCGCCGUCUGUGAUCCUCCUCUGCAGGACCCUGGCGGCUACCCGGCUCUUUUUGUGGUGCCACGUAAAUUUCAGGAAUAAUGUGGUGAUCGACUUGAGGUAGGUGUUUGGUAGGGGUAUUUGUAGUGUUCGAAAGAGGUAUAGUAGUUUUGGGAGCAGUGACAUUUUGAAUGCUGCUAUGCGCACUAGCCAUGAGAGGAACUUCCCCUCCCAUGAUUUGAGGGUGUUGUCGAUGUCUGUUAAGAGUUUAAUGUAGUUUGCGUGAAAGAGAUCUGUGGGUUUUUUCGUGAGUUUGAGUCCUAGGUAUGUUAAAUAGUCCGACCUCCAGUCUAAGGGGAACGCCUCCUUCAGUCUGUUUCUCGCCUCUUUAGUCACUCCUAUCGUUAACGCCUGUGUUUUGGAGACAUUCAAUUUAUAGUGGGAGUGGUGGCCAAAAAGUUCUAUUUGUCGCAUUAAGUUGGGCAUGGAUAUGAAUGGCUGGGUUAGGGUGAGGAGGAUGUCAUCUGCAAAUAUAUUUAGUUUGAAUUCUUUAUCUCCUAGAGGGAUGCCAUGGAUGUUCGGGUCUGACCUGAUUUUGGAUGCCAGUGGCUCCAAAGCCAGUACAUAAAGCAUGGGGGAGAGGGGGCAUCCCUGUCUGGAGCCAUUAGAGAUUUUUAUGGUCCGUGACGGGAAUCCUGCGUACAUAACUUGUGCCGAUGGGUCGUUGUAUAGUGCGUCUACCGCUGCCACGAACUUUGGGGGGAAGCCGAAUCUGUGGAGUACCCUGUUUAAGAAGGUCCAGUUGAGUCUGUCGAAGGCCUUCUCCGCGUCUAGGGAGACGAAUAGGCCACCCCUUCCCAGUUUUCUAGCGCUAUGCAUUAAGUUUAGAACUUUGCGUGUAUUAUCUGAGCCCUGUCUACCCUUCACAAAACCUACUUGGUCGUCAUGUAUUAGGUCCGGUAGGAUAGAUUUUAGUCUAUUGGCUUGUAAUUUUGCGAAGAUUUUGGCGUCUGUAUUGAGUAGGGAUAUCGGUCGGAAAUUUGGGCAUGAGGUCGGGGAUUUCCCUGGUUUGGGGAGGGUGGUGAUAUGCGCUCGUAACAGUUCCGAUGGUAGUGAGUGGUUGUCUAUGGCGCUGUUAAAUAAAGUGGUCAGUGCAGGGGCCAGGACGUCCGUGUAUUUGUGAUAGUAUGUGUUCGCAAACCCGUCAGGGCCUGGCGCUUUACCCGUUGGGAGAUUUUUUAUUGUGUCCCUUACUUCUUGUUGGGUGAUAGGGGCUGAGAGAGCUUCUUUGUGCUGUUGUGAGAGGGUUGGCAAGUGGGCAUCUUGUAGGUAAAUGUCCAUCUGUGUGGGGGUUUUUAGGGGCGUCAGUGGGUCUUUCUUUAGGUUGUAUAGGGUUUCGUAAUACGUGGCAAAUUCGUCGCAAAUGUCUUUCGGGGCAACCAACUUGUUUCCUUGUGAGUCCUGUAUGUGUGCUAUUUUAGAUGUUGCCUGUCUGUCUCUGAGUUUUUGGGCUAGUAUUUUGCCCGCUCUAUUGCCCUGGGAGUAGUGAGUGGCUUUCAAUUUCCGUAGUGAGUAGCCCAUUCUCGUAAUUGCGAACUCCUGUAUUUUGUCUUGUGUAUCUGAGAUUUGGCUUUUUAACUCUGGCGAUGGGCUCGUUUGGUUUAGUUUGUUGAGGUCGUGUAGUUGUUUGUACCAUGUGACCUUUUGUGCGUGGGACGUCCGUUUGAGGAAAUGUGCUCUUUUGAUCAGUUCCCCACGUAUUACGGGUUUGUGGGCUAGCCAGGUGAUCUCCGCUGAGAUCUCUGGUGCGGUGUUUUCUUUAAAGUAGUGUUUAAGUGUGUUUUCUACGUGGUCUGCGAAAGUUUUAUCGUGUAGGAGUGUUUCGUUCAGCCGCCAGGGUCUUCUGUUGUGGCCCUCAAAUUUGUCUUUUAGUUCCAUAGUAAUAGGUGCAUGGUCUGACCACGUAAUAGUCUCUAUUGUGCAUUUGAGUACCUGUGUUAGAUGUUUUCCUUCCGUGAGGAACCUGUCAAUUCGCGUGUAAGAGUUGUGGACCGAGGAGAAAAACGUGAAGUCUCUCUCCUCUGGGUGGAGGACUCUCCACGUGUCGUAGAGAUUAUGUUCGUCUAGUAGUCUCUGGUAUGUGGUGCAUUGUCUCCUGGCUGGGUUGUUCCCUUUCGUAUUAGGACCUUUGGACAAGUCUAACCCAGGGUCUAGAAUGUGGUUAAAGUCUCCACAGAUUAUUAGCAUUCCCCUCUGACUCGGUGUUAUUUUGGCUAGUGUUUUAUGUAGGAAGUUGCGUUGUUCUGAGUUGGGUGCGUACACGUUUGCUAUGGUGUAGGUAAUGUCAUUGAUUGUGCAUACCAGUAUGAUGUAUCGACCUUCCUCGUCUAUGACUAAGUCGUGUUCGGUGAAUGCUACUCGGUUGCUGAUUAGCACAGAGACCCCUUUCGUUUUGGAUUUUGCUGUAGCGUGUUGUUGGUAUGGGUAUGCGAGGGGUUUAAGGAGAUAUGGUUUGGUGAGAUGUGUCUCCUGGAGACAUACCAUGUCUGGUUGGGAUUUUUGGAGAUCGUGAAGUAAUAGGUGGCGUUUGACAGGGGAAUUUAGCCCCCUUACGUUGUGACUAUAUAUCUUCAUAAAGGGAGGGUCUGUGAGGGGUGCUAUCUGUAACGUUGUCAUCGUUAGAUUUGUGUUUUCCCCGAGUGCCCUUGUAUGUCUUGGUACUUGAGUCUAGUGUGAUGUGUAUAGGCAGUGGUGCCGUGGAGUAUAUACUUGCUGUGUUGCUGAGUGGCUGCUCUGGCGGAUCCGCGUGAGGCACAUCCGUGACGGGUCGCGUUGUUCUCCUGGCUCUCUGUGUCUGUACUGGAACGGUACGGUUAUGCAGGUACAUAUCCUUGGAUUGUCUAGUGUGGUCUGGGUAGGGGAGGGAGGAUAAGAGGUUAAUACAGGAAAAUAGAAAAAUAGAAAACAGUGCGGUAAGGACCGCAGGGCCCAAGGUGGGCUGAGUACCCAGGUUGGGUACCAUGGAGGUAGGCAACAACAAAAACAUUAACAAAUAUCUUGUGUGAUUAGCCCUAGCGCUUAUCUCAAUAGUUCUGCAUACCACGUGAAGAUAUAGUUAUUUCAAAAACAUAAACAAAAACAUUGUUUUUUUUUUUUUUUUUUUUCUUAACUUAGUUCCACAGGUCUCUGUCCGGGCUACUCUCAUAUGAGAGGCCAAUUGGUCUAUACGUCCCCCAUCUUCCCUUGGGUGAGUUGAGGGGAUGGGUGACCCCCGUGGCAGCACUUUUUUUUUUUAUUAAAAAAAGGCCGCUGGCAUUGAAGAGAUCGUGGGAGCAGUUACCCAACUGCUGUGUAUAUCUGAGGUUAACUAUAUGUGGGUAUUAUUUAUUUAUUUAUUUAUUUAUUUAUUUAUUUUUUAUUAGUCAUAACUAUGAGUAAGUUUUAAGCUAGAGGUGUCAUAGGGUGUGGGGUGAAAAUACCAGUUAGGGAAUUCCUCAAUCAGGUGGCAUCGCCAUUCAGUCCUGUAUCUGUACUCUUUAAAACUGGAUAUGGGCUGAUGGAGUUCGGGUUACUUUUUCGCCUUCUUCCAGUCCUGUCUCAAUCGCUGUGGUGAAGUUGUGCGUCCGUGUUGUUUGCGAACUGGUAGGUCCCAUUGUUUCAGGGCCCUCAGGCCUUCCUCCGGCGUUGUUACGUGUGUAAAGGUGCCAUUGCGCUGGAUAAUCAGGCGCACCGGGUGACCCCAUCUGUAUGGAAUCUUGUUGUCCCGCAGCGUUUCCGUAGUCUCCUUGAACUCCCUUCGGCGUUGUAGAGUGGCUGCCGAUAGGUCAGCAUAUAUUUGUAGAUGGCCAUAUUUAGCUGGAAGGUUUGUGCGGUUCCUGGCAGCUUUGAGUAUGGCCUCUUUGACGUGAUAAUAAUGGAGAUGGGUCAGCGUAUCUCUCGCCGCCUCGGCUGGUAGAAACUUCGGUUUGGCUACCCGGUGGGCCCGGUCCAGCAGGAUCAUCUCAGUCGGUAUUUCUGGUAUGAGACACUUGAAAAAACCUGUCAGGAAUUCAGGUAUUUCAGCUUGCGUUAUCGAUUCCGGUAUGCCCCGGAUUCUCAGGUUCUGUCUCCGUGACCUGUCCUCCAGAUCUGAGAGUUUGAGCUGGGCUGAGGUGAGUUUCUGUUCCAGGGCUUUAACGUGGUCUGUCAGGUCGUUAUGGGCCUCUUCAUAUUCGCCCAUGCGGUUUUCCACGUGGGCCGUUCUUUCGCCCAGCUCCUGGAUGUCCUUGCCCAUUGCAGUGACCGAUGCUUGGAUUUUGUUGAGCAAUUUGUCGGACAUUUCGUCCAGGCAUGCUCUCAGGAACUCCUGUGUCACGGGGAGAUUCCCAGGGUCUGGUGAGUUAUGGAGGGGGAGGGUGUCGUCUCCGCCGCCAUCUUGGUCUGCCUCAUGCUGGCCCUGGGCUCUGGAAGGCGCGGGUCUCGCCGCGAAGAAGCCCGAUUUUUCAGCCCUGUCAGGGAUUUUCUUACCCUUCUGCUGCGACAUGCUUGUGGGGCGAGUGAUGCCGGGUUUCGUUUCGCGGUAUGCUGGGUUUAGUCGCUUCGUGGGCUAAUCUAGGAGCGGAGCACUAGUGCCGUGCGACCAUCCGCUUCAGCGUGCAGGCCACGCCCCCCUAAGAAUAAAUUUACAGGCUAUGCAUCUACCGCACCCAUAUGAACCAAUUGGAGGGGUACCAAGCCAGGUGGCACGUUGUUGUGGUUUCAUGGAGAAAUGGCUGGGGACCAGUAUAUCCCGAAUGUUCCGUCCGCGUCUGGCAGUAAUAUUAACAUGUGGGCUUAAAGUAUCUUUAAGAUGCACAUCAUUGAGCAGGAUAGGCCAAAAAUGAGGAAAACCUCCGAUUCACACCUGAAUUCGGAGGACGCUCUAUAAGUUUUCUCGAUGUCACCAUUAGUAUCAGUGAAGAUGGUACAUUCCAUUCUACGCUGUUUCGUAAACCUACAGCAACUAAUUCCCUUCUACACUGGACUAGCUAUCAUCCGCGUCCCCUCAAACAGGGUAUACCGGUAGGCCAAUAUCUUCGCCUCCGGAGAAAUUGCAGUGAUACCCAGGAUUUUAUAAUCAAGGCGAAACAACUUCGGCAACACUUCAAGGAGAAAGGCUACCCGAACCGUUGUUUAAAAAGGGCGUAUAAGAGAGCACUCCAGACAGAGAGGAACGAGUUACUAUGUGAUCGUCCAAAAAAGGACAGUAAUCAGGAUGUUGGAAAUAUUCGCAUGAUAGCAACAUUUGAUGUGGGAUGGCCAGAAGUUCGGAACUCACUUGAACGGUUCUGGCCUAUCCUGCUCAAUGAUGUGCAUCUUAAAGAUACUUUAAGCCCACAUGUUAAUAUUACUGCCAGACGCGGACGGAACAUUCGGGAUAUACUGGUCCCCAGCCAUUUCUCCAUGAAACCACAACAACGUGCCACCUGGCUUGGUACCCCUCCAAUUGGUUCAUAUGGGUGCGGUAGAUGCAUAGCCUGUAAAUUUAUUCUUAGGGACUCUAAGACCGUUAAUGACAGUCAAGGACGUGGUUCUUUCCAAGUCAAAAGCUUCUUUAACUGUAACACGAAGGGCCUUGUAUAUUUACUAUCUUGCACAUGUGGACAGAAAUAUGUGGGAAAAACUUUUAGGGCCUUUAAAGAUAGGAUUAUGGAGCAUGUAAGAUCUCCUAGAAAUCGCCUCGAGACACCCAUAUCGAGACAUCUCAAAGACCAUCAUCAGGGGAACUCUAAUAAUCUUAAAUUUUGUGGUUUGGAGUUGGUUAAGAGGACUUUGAGACGUGGUGAUUAUGACAAAUUAUUAAGACAGAGAGAGUCAAGAUGGAUAUACCUACUUAAGACACUCCAACCUCUAGGUCUUAAUGAGGGCUUUUCUUUUGCCCCUUUCAUAUGAUCCGCCGCUCACAGAAUGCCUCCUUUGAAAAAUAUACUGUAUGUAACCGUUUUUAUAUAUGUUUAUAUACAUGUAUGUAUUCUCUCUAUGUACAUGUGUAUAUGCAUAUACUUAUAUAUUUCCCUGCACCAAUCCCAUAUAUAUAUAUUUAUAGACUAUGCACAUAAAUAUCUAUAGGCUGAUAGGGAUCUUGUUGUUUAUUCUUUAUUCUUUAUUAGUUUAACCAUUGGAUAAUGAAUAGAGUUGUGUAGAUAUGUUUAUUAUUUUAUUUUAUUUAUUCAUUAGUUAUUUGUAUUUAAAAUACCACUCUUUUGUCUCUAUAUAAUGUAUGUUUGUGAUUUACUGUAAAUAUGAUGGGAACGCAACGUUUCUUUUCUUUGAUGAUUUGUUUAUUUAUCUAUCUACUUAACUAUAUAUAUUCUGAACUCUCUACCCUUCCUACUCCUUAUUUUUGCAUGCUACUAUGUUUAACUAAUAUAGCAUUCUUUUCUUUUGGGACUUGUUACCGGCAUAUGUAUUACACUGUGUACGCUGUGUUCACUGUGUACACAUUCGUGCAUGCGCACGGACGGAUACCCUGGUAACGGGUCUCAUGCUGUGCGCAUGCGCGGUCUUUUGACAUGCGCGGUUUUACUCGAUACCUAGCCUGACACUAAGUCGGCGCGCCUGCGCGUAGAUAGAUAUACGCAUGGACUUUCGACAGGAGUGGCUACUUUUUGUCCCUCCUCCCUUGAGACACACGGACGAAUUAGAUGAGGUGGGAGGUACUACUAACGUUUUUAAUGGAGUAAGGGGGUUUGUUCCGUUUGCCUCACUUUACUUUACUUUGUGCCCUUGAGAAAGGUGGUUAAUCCACCGAAACGCGCGUUGGGCUAUGGGUUAUUUUAGUUAGUUAAUUUAGUUUAUUUUGCUUUUGUUUUUCCUUUGUCUCCUACAGUAUGGUUUAGUGACACUGAGCGUGUUUCUAGCUCUGGUCAUCUUAUUUAGUGAUAGGUGGGCUGUUUAUCGGGUUUAGGCAUUUAGAAUUUAUGUAGAUUUACUAUCAGGUCUUUCUGCUGUAUUUUUCCUCUUUUAUCUAUGCCCUCCUCUAUCCUUUCGAUUUCUAAUUUACCCUGUAGGUACAGCAGCAGAGGUUUUGGCUACUUUUGUGGCUUUACACUGUGAUUCAUUGUCUCACUAUACUACGAUUUUGCCACAUUUUGAUAUGGUCUAUCUAGCCACACUCUGCAGCAAUUAGUCUCUUAGUGCAGAAUUUAUGGCUCUUUAUAUAUGUAUUACUACAUUCAUUUUUCACUCUUUUGCACAGAUAUUUAUUAUGAUAUUGCAUCUAUAAUUCAGCCAUAUUCUAUAUUCUGUAUCGGGCUUGCAAUGUACAGUCUAUGGCUCUUAUGUAUAUAUAUGUGUAUUAUACUUUAUCUAUAGGUAUUUGCCAUACCGCAUUAUAUUUACAUAUUUAUAUACUAGCCAUACUUUCUGUAUAUAUUGGGCUCUAGUUAUUUAUUCUAUCUAGAGAUAGAUGUGUCUUCCUCUUUGAUUUUAUUAAAAAAAAAUUUUUCAAUAAAUUUGUUUAUUAUUUUUGAGAUGUCGUUUUGAGGUGGCGUGGAGGUGAUCAGCCCGGUCUUUUCACGAGGCGAUCUAUCCUCCACUUUUGCUAUUUUCUUUUCUGUAUCCACUAUAGGGUUAUGCCCUUUUGCCACCUCAUUCACCCACUUUUUGGUACUCCAAGUUGGGUUGUCUAACUAGGUAGUACUAUUCAUUUAAUAUAGCAUUGUCCUUGCAAAAUCAUUAGUAAAUAAAUUGCAAGGUGUGUACUUGCCUGUACGCACAACUCUAUGUACCCAUAAUGAAAACUGUUCUUUUAAGAACACAAAACAUGGCUGCUCACAAUGCUUUCUCGUGACUUUGCAAUGUGUCCAGCGGAAGCAGUAAAGACUAACAAUGUUAUAGAAAGGGUAGUAGAUACCUGGAAUAGCCUUCCAGUGGGAGCAGUAACAGUGAUAAAGAAAGGGUAGUAGAUACCUGGAAUAGCCUUCCAGUGGGAGCAGUAACAGUGAUAUGGAAAGAGUAGUAGAUAUCUGGAAUAGCCUUCCAGUGGGAGCAGUAAUGGCUAACAGUGAUAUAGAAAGGGUAGUAGAUACUUUGAAUAGCCUUCCAGUGGGAGCAGUAAAAGCUAACAGUGAUAUAGAAAUGGUAGUAGAUACCUGGAAUAGCCUUCCAGUGGGAGCAGUAAAGGCUAACAGUGAUAUAGAAAGAGUAGUAGAUACCUGGAAUAGCCUUCCAGUGGAGGUAGUAAUGGCUAACAGUGAUAUAGAAAGGGUAGUAGAUACCUGGAAUAGCCUUCCAGUGGGAGCAGUAAAAGCUAACAGUGAUAUAGAAAUGGUAGUAGAUACCUGGAAUAGCCUUCCAGUGGGAGCAGUAACAGUGAUACAGAAAGGGUAGUAAUACCUGGAAUAACCUUCCAGUUUAGGCAGCAAUGGCUAACAGUGAUAUAGAAAAGGUAGUAGAUACCUGGAAUAGCCUUCCAGUGGGAGCAGUAAAGGCUAACAGUGACAUAGAAAGGGUAGUAGAUACCUGGAAUAACCUUCCAGUGGAGGCAUCAGUGGCUAACAGUGAUAUAGAAAGGGUAGUGGAUACCUGGAAUAGACUCCCAGUUUGAGCAGUAAAGGCAAACGGUGAUAUAGAAAGGGUAGUAGAUACCUGGAAUAGCCUUCCAGUGGUAGCAGUAAAGGCAAACAGUUUUAUAGAAAGGGUAGUAGAUAGUUAUAAAGGCUAACGGUAAAAUAGAAAGUGUAGUUGAUUCAUGGGGUUUUUAUUUAUCCUAAUAUAUUAAUUUCCCAUAUUUUUACUAUACCUUAUACACUUGUGGUUUUAAUCUAUUCUACUUUCUGGUACUAUGACACUGAUUAAGAUGGAUUUAGGCAGCUCAGUCUGCAUACUGGAACAAGGUAAAAUGCAUGUAAAUGAAUGUACUGGACUAAUAAUGGUAUGCCAGCGCACAGUGUGGUGCUCACUGCCCCCCUUGUAAAAUGUCCUUAAUCCUACAGCUGAAUAAAGCUUGAUAUAUUAGACAAUCACACACAUACUAAAUAUGCAGGACUCCAGCUGAUUGGUCGUCGCUAGGUUACAUAAUAAUCAUGAGGAAAUUAGGCUGUUCUUCUCCUUGGAAGCAUGGAUUUGAUCGCAGGGGGCAGGUAGGCAGAAGAGAGACAGAACAAAAGGCAGCUCUACGUGGGAUCUGGAGCCUUGGAGAAACCAUGCAGAGCACUGGGUACAUUGGUAAGACCUCCGCCAGGACACGGGGAUCCUCAUAAUAUCCCAGUCUGCCUAUUGUCUUCCAAAUGAGUUUCCUUUCAAUGCUGGAUCAAGGCUACAUAGGACAGUCAGUCACUAUGGAUUGAGGCUCGUUGGAAGAAUCGGCCUGUAUGGACUGAGACUACUUAACACAGUCAGUCCGUAUAGACUGAGACUACUUAACACAGUCAUUCCGUAUGGACUGAGACUACGUAGCACAGUCAGUCCGUAUAGACUGAGACUACUUAACAUAGUCAGUCCAUAUAGACUGAGACUACUUAACACAGUCAUUCCGUAUAGACUGAGACUACUUAACACAGUCAGUCCGUAUAGACUGAGACUACUUAACACAGUCAUUCCGUAUGGACUGAGACUACGUAGCACAGUCAGUCCGUAUAGACUGAGACUACUUAACAUAGUCAGUCCAUAUAGACUGAGACUACUUAACACAGUCAUUCCGUAUAGACUGAGACUACUUAACACAGUCAGUCCGUAUAGACUGAGACUACUUAACACAGUCAGUCCGUAUAGACUGAGACUACGUAGCACAGUCAGUCCGUAUAGACUGAGACUACUUAACACAGUCAGUCCGUAUAGACUGAGACUACUUAACACAGUCAGUCCGUAUAGACUGAGACUACUUAACACAGUCAGUCCGUAUAGACUGAGACUACUUAACACAGUCAGUCCGUAUAGACUGAGACUACUUAACACAAUCAGUCCGUAUAGACUGAGACUGCUUAACACAGUCAGUCCGUAUAGACUGAGACUACUUAACACAGUCAGUCCAUAUAGACUGAGACUACUUAACAAUCAGUCCUGGACACUUAACACAGUCCGUAUGGAGUCCGGAUGGACUGAGACUACUUAACACAGUCAGUCCGUAUAGACUGAGACUACUUAACACAGUCAUUCCGUAUGGACUGAGACUACGUAGCACAGUCAGUCCGUAUAGACUGAGACUACUUAACAUAGUCAGUCCGUAUAGACUGAGACUACUUAACACAGUCAGUCCGUAUAGACUGAGACUACUUAACACAGUCAGUCCGUAUAGACUGAGACUGCUUAACACAGUCAGUCCGUAUAGACUGAGACUACUUAACACAAUCAGUCCGUAUAGACUGAGACUGCUUAACACAGUCAGUCCGUAUAGACUGAGACUACUUAACACAGUCAGUCCGUAUAGACUGAGACUACUUAACACAGUCAGUCCGUAUGGACUGAGACUGCUUAACACAGUCAGUCCGUAUGGACUGAGACUGCUUAACACAGUCAGUCCGUAUGGACUGAGACUGCUUAACACAGUGAGUCCGUAUGGACUGAGACUGCUUAACACAGUCAGUCCGGAUGGACUGAGACUGCUUAACACAGUCAGUCCUUAUAGACUGAGACUGCUUAACACAGUCAGUCCGUAUGGACUGAGACUGCUUAACACAGUCAGUCCGUAUGGACUGAGACUGCUUAACACAGUCAGUCCGUAUGGACUGAGACUGCUUAACACAGUCAGUCCGGAUGGACUGAGACUGCUUAACACAGUCAGUCCUUAUAGACUGAGACUGCUUAACACAGUCAGUCCGUAUAGACUGAGAUUGCUUAACACAGUCAGUCCGUAUAGACUGAGACUGCUUAACACAGUCAGUCCGGACUGAGACUACGUAAGACAGUCAAUCCGUAUAGACUGAGACUACAUAAAACAGUCAGUAUGGACUGAGACUACAUGAGACAGUCAGUCAGUUAGUAUGGAUUGAGAACAUGUGAAACAGUCAGUUCCUAUGGAUUGAGGCUACGUGAGACAGUCGGUUACUAUGGAUUGAGACUACAUGAGACAGUCAGUUACUAUGGAGUGAGACUACAUGAGACAGUCAGUUACUAAAGAUUGAGACUACAUGAGACAGUUGGUUACUAUAAAUUGAGACUACAUGAGACAGUCGGUUACUAAAAAUUGAGACUGCAUGAGACAGUUAGUUACUAUGGAUUGAGGAUGGACAGCAAGAAUAGAGUUCCCAUCAUGAAUUAAUCAGUGGCGAGAGAACCAACCCAUGUGAAUUUUGACUGGGUGUAAGAGAUCGUUAGUAUGGGUUUUGGCUAGUGACAGUCAGCCAGUACAGAUUUUUACUUUUGACAGUCAGCCAGUAUGGAUUUUGGCUAGGUGACAGCCUCUGUAGAUUUUGACUAGGUGUGAGAGUCGGCAAGUAUGGAUUGUGGCUGGGUGACAGCCAGUGUGGAUUUUGGCUAGGUUACAGUCAGCCCCUUUGGAUUUUGGCUAGGUUACAGUCGGCCCCUUUGGAUUUUGGCUAGGUUACAGUCGGCCAGUAUGGAUUUUGGCUAGGUUACAGUCUGCCCCUUUGGAUUUUGGCUAGGUUACAGUCGGCCCCUUUGGAUUUUGGCUAGGUUACAGUCGGCCCCUUUGGAUUUUGGCUAGCUUACAGUCAGCCCCUUUGGAUUUUGGCUAGCUUACAGUCGGCCCCUUUGGAUUUUGGCUAGGUUACAGUCGGCCAGUAUGGAUUUUGGCUAGGUUACAGUCUGCCCCUUUGGAUUUUGACUAGUUUACAGUCGGCCCCUUUGGAUUUUGGCUAGGUUACAGUCGGCCCCUUUGGAUUUUGGCCAGCUUACAGUCAGCCCCUUUGGAUUUUGGCUAGCUUACAGUCGGCCCCUUUGGAUUUUGGCUAGGUUACAGUCGGCCAGUAUGGAUUUUGGCUAGGUUACAGUCGGCCAGUAUGGAUUUUGGCAAGGUUACAGUCGGCCAGUAUGGAUUUUGGCUAGGUUACAGUCAGCCAGUAUGGAUUUUGGCUAGUGACAGUCAGUCAGUGUGGAGAUUGACGUUCUGUAUUUGUGGCUAGUUUGUUAUUGGCUGUCAGUGUGUGUGUGAUUUCCCUUGGUGUGAAGGGAGCUCCCUGCCUGACCCUGAUGCUCACAUAUGCUAAUGUGAUUACAGCCUUGCCAGAUAGGUGCCAUAUUUUAAUUGAGCUGCUGGUCCCCCUCCCCCGCCUGCAGGAAAUGUGCAGCCUUUGAUGUGAGCUGGUUCAGGGAGGCAGUGAGGUGGAGUCUGCCCUUCCUAUGGGCAGUGAGGCCAGCCCUGCCAGAGCUUCUCCCAGAGCCAGUGAAUGGGCAGCCAGUCCCUCUCCCUGUGCCAGGUUAGUGGGGGGAAGGGAGAAAUAGUAACAUAUUCCUUGCCAAGCCACACUAAGACUCCUGGUUAACCGCCAUUGGGCAGGCCAGGACACUGGGGGGGUCUGUGUUAUGUGUUAUUAUUAACCUUUUCAUCUCCAAGCUACAAAAAAAAUAUGCUACUGCUUGUUAACCUCUUCUGUGCCAGGUUAGUUUUUCUUUAACCCACAUGUUUUCUGCUGUCAUUGCCAGGAUAGUGUGUAAAAAGGUAUAAAUAAUAGGGGUGCUAGCCACUGACAGGUGUGAUGAAAGAGGGGUUCGAGGCAUGGUAAGGAAGGCAUGUGACAGAAAUUGGGAUUACAUGGCUCAAAAAAGGGGUCCGUAUGUAGGACAUGUUUGAAGUGGGGUCCAGGUGUGAAAUAUUGGGAUUGCAUGUGAAGGAGACAUAAAAGUGGGGUACAUGUAAGAAAUAGAUGUCACACUAGUGAGAUGUAUAAAUUUAGUGAAUUUCUGUUAUAAAAGUGAGGUACACGUGUUAAAUAGAAGGGGUGCAUGCUGUUGAUACAAUAAAGGGGUUCAUGUGACAGAUGUAGAGGAAUACAUGUGACAGGAACAUACUGGAGUGUGCAUGGCAGAUGCAGAAAUAGUGGGGUACACUGCCCAGUGUACAGUGGCUGUGUAUAGUAUUAGGGGGUGUAGUAUUGAGAGUCUGAUUGACCUGGGUUUUUAUUUUAGGUUUAAUUCUUUAUAUUUUGUAAUGUUUUUCUCUUGUUGUACAGCUGGCUAACAUACAAGGACAACCUUCACAUUACCGAUGUGUGUUACAUCCUUCUUAAACAAUGUGUCCUCCACCCUGCACGUUGUGGCCCUGAGCUAUGUAAUCUUCUAUGUUUGUUGCGUGUUCAGACAUACUCCCAGGCAUUAAACAGGGAGCAAGCCAGGCUUCCGCUGCCUUCAGGGAUAUCAACUAUCUCUAACGAUUCGUUGAACACAUUUACAAGAUCCGUCUCAGUAGUCUCUGCUUGCAUGUGGACCUCAAUUCAGGGUUAUUUACUAAAAUGAGAAUUCAAAGUGAAUUUCAGAUAACCGGACUGGAAAAAUUCUCUAGAUCAGCUAAGCUUCUAGUCUGGCUACUUUGGCCUUAAAUUUAAAUUCACUUUGAAAUCUUACUUUAUCAAAUAGCCCUGCUUGACUCCUCUUUUACAGCAUUAUUCAAAGGGAAUUUAAUAUUUAAAGGAACACUAUGGUAUUCCUAACACUGCAUUCUCCCUCUGCCUUUGCAGAAAGGGUUAAAAACGGCUACCUGGGAACCCAAUGCCCAGGUGCUGUGAGUGCCGUAUUUGCAUUCGGCCUUCCCCACGGGAAAGCAUUGAAGCAUUCCUUUCCUAUGGGGUUUUUCAAAUGCUGGGCAAAAUCCUUGUGCAAAGUAUGAGGACAUCCAGUUAAACUCUGUGUUAAACUCUGUGAUAUAGCAGGAAGCUCCUCUAUUGGCUGUCUGCUAGAGGCAGUCUGAACCCUGCGAUGGAAACACCGCAGACAGCCACUAGAGGCAGUCUGAACCCUGCAAUGGAAACGCCGCAGACAGCCACUAGAAGCAGUCUGAACCCUGCAAUGGAAACACUGCAGACAGCCACGAGAAGCAGUCUGAACCCUGCAAUGGAAACACCGCAGACAGCCACUAGAGGCAGUCUGAACCCUGCAAUGCAAACGCUGCAGACAGCCACUAGAAGCAGUCUGAACCCUGCAAUGAAAACACUACAGACAGCCACUAGAAGCAGUCUGAACCCUACAAUGGAAACGCCGUAGUCAGCCACUAGAGGCAGUCUGUACCCUGCAAUGGAAACGCCGCAGACAGCCACUAGAAGCAGUCUGAACCCUGCAAUGGAAACACUGCAGACAGCCACUAGAGGCAGUCUGAACCCUGCAAUGGAAACACCUCAGUCAGCCACUAGAAGCAGUCUGAACCCUGCAAUGGAAACACUGCAGACAGCCACUAGAAGCAGUCUGAACCCUGCAAUGGAAACGCCGCAGACAGCCACCAGAGGCAGUCUGAACCCUGCAGUGGAAACGCUGCAGACAGCCACUAGAAGCAGUCUGAACCCUGCAAUGGAAACACCGCAGUCAGCCACUAGAAGCAGUCUGAACCCUGCAAUGGAAACACUGCAGUCAGCCACUAGAGGCAGUCUGAACCCUGCAAUGGAAACACCUCAGUCAGCCACUAGAGGCAGUCUGAACCCUGCAAUGGAAACACCGCAGUCAGCCACUAGAAGCAGUCUGAACCCUGCAAUGGAAACACUGCAGUCAGCCACUAGAAGCAGUCUGAACCCUGCAAUGGAAACACUGCAGUCAGCCACUAGAAGCAGUCUGAACCCUGCAAUGGAAACGCCGCAGACAGCCACUAGAAGCAGUCUGAACCCUGCAAUGGAAACACCGCAGACAGCCACUAGAAGCAGUCUGAACCCUGCAAUGGAAACACCGCAGUCAGCCACUAGAAGCAGUCUGAACCCUGCAAUGGAAACACCGCAGUCAGCCACUAGAAGCAGUCUGUACCCUGCAAUGGAAACACUGCAGUCAGCCACUAGAAGCAGUCUGAACCCUGCAAUGGAAACACUGCAGUCAGCCACUAGAAGCAGUCUGUACCCUGCAAUGGAAACGCCGCAGACAGCCACUAGAAGCAGUCUGUACCCUGCAAUGGAAACACUGCAGUCAGCCACUAGAAGCAGUCUGUACCCUGCAAUGGAAACGCCGCAGACAGCCACUAGAAGCAGUCUGUACCCUGCAAUGGAAACACUGCAGUCAGCCACUAGAAGCAGUCUGUACCCUGCAAUGGAAACGCCGCAGACAGCCACUAGAAGCAGUCUGUACCCUGCAAUGGAAACACUGCAGUCAGCCACUAGAAGCAGUCUGUACCCUGCAAUGGAAACGCCGCAGACAGCCACUAGAAGCAGUCUGUACCCUGCAAUGGAAACACUGCAGUCAGCCACUAGAAGCAGUCUGUACCCUGCAAUGGAAACGCCGCAGACAGCCACUAGAAGCAGUCUGUACCCUGCAAUGGAAACACCUCAGUCAGCCACUAGAAGCAGUCUGAACCCUACAAUGGAAACACUGCAGUCAGUCACUAGAAGCAGUCUGUACCCUGCAAUGGAAAUACUGCAGUUUCUCUAAAACAGUUUUACAUUACAAGGCUAUGGGAGACAGGGACACCCUGCACCCAGACCAUUUCAUUGAGGUGAAGUGGUCUCAGUGCCUAUAGUGUCCCUUUAAGGUCAAAAUAUCUGUACUGGAAACAUUCCCUAUGUCAGAGUGCUUUUAAUUUGGCAAUUCUGGCCAUAAAGUUGAAAUUCACUUUUAAUUCUCACUGUAGUGAAUAGCCCUGUUUGUUUGUUUUUUUUAUUCCCCAUAGAAAGGGUAAUUUACUAAAGUAAGAAAUCCAAGUGAAUUUUAAAUUUAAGGCCAGUUACCAAACUGAAAUCAUUACUGACUUAGAAUGUUUCCAUAUUGGCUUUUUUGAGUUUAAAUUUGAAUUCACUUGGGAUUCUCACUGUCAGUGUUUUUGUUUUCUACCACCCGUCCAUGAUCCCUGACAUUCUCUGUUGUGGAAAUUCAGUGAUCGGUCCCUGUACCCCCCCCCACCCCCCCCUCCACUACCCACACGUCAUCUUUCAGUAAACUAAUAUAUUUAUAUAUGGGGGUCGAUAUUGUCUGUAUUGUGACUGCAUUGCAUUCUCAGGGUUAAUAUCUGGGUGUGAAUUCUAGAUAAUUUAACUUUUUAAUCACAAUAACCAGACUGGAAAAUAAUGAAUGGGUUUUUUCUGGCUUAGAAUUUCAAGUUCUCAAUAUACAUCAAUUCACACUUCAGUGAAGUAGCCUGUCUUGCCAGAAUGCUUCUUAUACUGUGCUAAGAGUCACCAGUGAUACGAAUGGCAUCACUUCAUGCCCCCAUGCCUGUCUUGCCUCCACCUGCUCCCCCCAGUCCUGGUCUCAUACUUCCAGUGCUGACAAGUUUGCCGUCAUAAACCUAGCUGUAAUGUCCCAGGUACUGUCUUGAUUAGAGCCAAAAAUCUUAAAGAACCUUUUUAGGCUGUACCCAUUCGUGUGGUAUUUGUACCCACCUUGUUAGAGCACACCAUGUGCACACCUGGCUAAGCAAGUCAUGUGCCCUCUAUAGUGUCUUUCCCAUGCUGUUCACAUGGCACAGUCUGUGAUUGGCUGGAGUGCAUUCUCAGCUGACCAAUGAGGAAGAGGCAGUUUCCACAGUCAGUUGGCACAUAGAUCCAGUGUAACCAACUUAUCUAGCAGGAAGGAGUUAAGAUGGUAGGACGAGGUACACCAAACAGAAUUCCCCUGCGCCGUUCCCGUUCCUUCCUCGCUGGCCUGUGCUUCCCAGUAUCUAGGGUCCACCGACAGCUCUGCAAGUGGAGUUACUCUGACCGCGUGAAUGCUCUUGCCCCAGUGUACCUGGCUGCUGUGCUGCAGUAUUUGUCCUUGGAGAUCCUGCAUUUAGCUGUUCAUGCUGCCAGGAACAAGACGCGCAUAUUCCCGCGUCACAUCCUUUACGCCUUGCGCAAUGACACUGACCUGGGGAUUCUGACCGGUCCGGUAAUCAUCGCUCACAGCUUGCUGUACAAGAAGAAGCAGCAGUCUGUUUAUUUAAACAAGAGCUAUCCUGUGAAGACUGCGCAAACAGCCUUGCGGAGGGGAGAUCUGUGCCAUAAAACUGCACAGAAUGCCACGUAAUUAUCUUCAGUAGACUAAACAGAGAGAGCAGGAGAUUCAACGAGAAGACUCCAGGAGACUGAAAUUAUCGUGCUUUAUUAAAAAUACAAGGCAAAAAGUAGACUGCUAAAUAAACACAGUUAUCAUUUAAAUAUCACUAGUUCGUUUUUUGUUGUUAUUUUGCACAUAAAUUAACUCUUUAACUCUUAUUAAUAUGUUAAACUCCUUUUGCGCUCCACCUUGUAAAUAUCUGGGUAUGUUUAACUUUGCCGGUAUGUUUUAAGUAGAAGGUAUCUGACUAUAGGAAGCCAUGUUAAGCCCAGUCAAUGCUUAUAUAAUUUAUUUGUUAAACUAGGUACGGCAGAAUAGCUAAUCGGGAAAUGUGUACAAAAAUAUCCAAACUGGUACAAUUUGUGUUGGAGAAUUAUACCAGUUUGGAUAUUUUUUUUUUUCCAGUUCUCCUUAAUUCCUGCUUUUAAUCGUAUCUGUUAUUCUGCCAAACAUACCCCAUAUCUCAAAAAAGCAAGCUCCCUGUCACACAUUUUUGUUUUUUCAAAAAGCACCAAUAACUACUGCAGCUCAGUACAAAUUAAACCUUUUUUGAUUUUCAUUAUAACAAGAGAAAUGGACUAGUGAGUUGCGUGGAUACAGUAAGCUAUAGAUUAGAAAACAAAUUAGCAAAAUAUUAGAAAAGAAAUUACAAAACAGUGGGAAAAAGAAAACAGGUUGGGACACAGGGGUCGCAAGUAAAGGAGGUUUUAGCAGGCCUGUCUGUAGAUAGAAGGGGCAAUCGAUAAAUUCCCUGGAUUUCAUACUGCGCCCAGUGCACCAUACGCUCACUGCCCCUUUAAUGCCUUUAGGUAAAGGAUACUACUGCUGAGUAAUACAUCUUACUGGUUCACAUAAACACUAGUAAUUUUAUUUAUUAACAGGGCUAUUUACUAACGUAAGAAUUCAAAGUGACUUUCAAACUUAAGGCCAGAGUAGCCGAACUGAAAGCUUAGCUAACGUAGAGAAUUUUUCCAGUUUGGCUAUUUUGAACUCUCACAUUGGUAAAUACCUUUUGUAAACGUGAUUGAUUCAAAAUGGAAACCCUGUAAUAAUGAACGAUGAGGAAUUCAAAGUGAAUUUUACAUUUUAGGCUAAAAUAGGAAAUUGAAAAAUAGGUCCAAUUUGGGUAUUUUACCUAAAAAUGUAACAUUCACUUUGAAGCCCCAAUAGUUUGCACUUUAUUUAAUAGCCCUGAUUGUGUUUUAGCAAAGCCUGGACUUAGUAAUGUAAUGUAAUCCUAAGGGGCUCUAAGGUCUCCAGGACCUUCUUGUUUCCUUAGGACGUUUUUCAUUCCCACAUACGGGUGGGCAGCUCAUGAAAGACAUACCUCCCAAGUGACCAACCAUCGGGCAUGGUUUCCUAAGAACUAGAUUGGACUAGUUAUCAGGGAUGGCAAUACAUAGAAUGGGCAGCUACCUUACCUGUCUACUAUGGCCAGGUACCUUGAAUACAAACUUGUAGUUUUCUUAUUCCUUUUAUACGUGUAGAUAUACUUUUACAUUUUGCUAAUUAGAAAACAUAUUCGGCAUGGCUGAAAGGUAGAAAUUGAUUCUUUUGGGCAGUGUUGUGCAGUCAGUACACAAAAUCUACACGCCCAACUCCUCAAUUUAUGGUCCCUCUGACACCUGUAACCCAAUAUUGCUUCCGACUCUAAAGCUUGGAUUUUGGUGGAAAAAACGCACCCAAUAAUUAUACUCCUAUGGAUACCCAAGUCCAGGAUCUGGCAAUCCCUGUGACAGUUUAGCCAUUUGAGGAGGAAAUCUAAUCAUGGGCACAGAUGGUCCAAUAAUAUCUGAGCAACGUUGACUUUAUAUGGGGAAACUGGUCAUUUGGUCACAGGAUUACACUAAUUACAAUCAAAUCAAGAAAAUUAUUUCCAACUAGCACGGCUGGGUGCACCGGGAUGGGGUUAAUAUCGCAGAGAAAUACCCUAUUGUGGGGCAGUAUAUAAUGAUAUAAUAAUAAUAAUGUGUGAUUUUUAUAGCGCUUUUCUCCCUGUAAGACUCAAAGCACUUUACAAGUAUACAAACAUAAAGACAUAAAAGUUUCUGAAGGUCAGCUGAGCGGGCUGAAAGCCUGAUGGAAGAGGUGGGUCUUUAGCUUUUUAAAAAGUCUGUAAGGACGGUGCCUCUCUGAUUGCCAGAAGGUAGGGGCAGCAUGGCUGAAUGCCCUGGAACCUAAGUCUGUCUUUAUUCUUGACACUGACAGGAAGGAUUCGCUGGUUGACCGAAGUGAACAGGAUGGAAUGGAAUGUGUCAGGUGCUCUUUCAGGUACUGUGGGCCUUGAUUGUUUAAGGCUUUGAAGGUUAGCAGGCCAAUUUUAAAAUAUGUUCGGGUUCACUUUAAGCCUACUAGCAUUCAUCCAUUCUAUGAGUUCUGCUAAGCAUCUGUUAAUGCGGCAUGUUGGGUCUGUGGUAUCUGGAGCAAAGGAGAAGUUGUGUCAUCAGCGUAACAAUGAUACCUUAGGUAUGAUAAUGUAGUGAAUGGAGUUAAAGUUCGUAGGUGUUUUGGGUAUUUAACGUCAGCCAGCAUUAACCAUAAAGUGUACAAAAUGUUUCUAUGGUAAUAAAAAUGACUGGCCAUAUCUCCCUGUUCUGGUAGGUAUUACAUGAUGAUGGGAGUGGAGGUUUGAAAGUUAAGUAUUGUGCAUUAGGAUGAUAUGGUAGAACUAGCAGCACAGGUUGUGGUAGAUCAGACAUGUCAUCUGCUUUGCUUGUGCCAUGAAACAUGGAUAAAGUGUAAUGCUUUCUAUAUUAUGUGUGGCAUUUGUUACUUUGCUUUCCUGUAAUGUGUGAACCCUGCAGCUCUCGCUGAGUACUGAACCCUGCAGCUCUCUGUAAGCUGAGUACUGAACCCUGCAGCUCUCCGUAUGCUGAGUACUGAACCCUGCAGCUCUCCGUAUGCUGAAUACUGAACCCUGCAGCUCUCUGUAAGCUGAGUACUGAACCCUGCAGCUCAUAUGCUGAGUACUGAACCCUGCAGCUCUCUGUAAGCUGAGUACUGAACCCUGCAGCUCUCUGUAAGCUGAGUACUGAACCCUGCAGCUCUCUGUAAGCUGAGUACUGAACCCUGCAGCUCUCCGUAUGCUGAGUACUGAACCCUGCAGCUCUCCGUAUGCUGAAUACUGAACCCUGCAGCUCUCUGUAAGCUGAGUACUGAACCCUGCAGCUCAUAUGCUGAGUACUGAACCCUGCAGCUCUCUGUAAGCUGAGUACUGAACCCUGCAGCUCUCUGUAAGCUGAGUACUGAACCCUGCAGCUCUCUGUAAGCUGAGUACUGAACCCUGCAGCUCAACGUAUGCUGAGUACUGAACCCUGCAGCUCUCCGUAAGCUGAGUACUGAACCCUGCAGCUCUCUGUAAGCUGAGUACUGAACCCUGCAGCUCUCCGUAUGCUGAGUACUGAACCCUGCAGCUCUCUGUAAACUGAGUACUGAACCCUGCAGCUCAUAUGCUGAGUACUGAACCCUGCAGCUCUCCGUAUGCUGAGUACUGAACCCUGCAGCUCUCCGUAUGCUGAGUACUGAACCAUGCAGCUCUCCGUAUGCUGAGUACUGAACCAUGCAGCUCUCCGUAUGCUGAGUACUGAACCAUGCAGCUCUCUGUAAGCUGAGUACUGAACCCUGCAGCUCUCUGUAAACUGAGUACUGAACCCCGCAGCUCUCCUUAAGCUGAAUAUUGAACCCUGCAGCUCUCCGUAAGCUGAGUAUUGAACCCUGCAGCUCUCCUUAAGCUGAGUAUUGAACCCUGCAGCUCUCCAUAGAACAAACACUGAACCCUGCAGCUCUCCAUAAGCUAAGUACUGAACCCUGCAGCUCUCCAUAGAACAAACACUGAACCCUGCAGCUCUCCUUAGACAAACCCUGAACCCUGAAGUUCUCUGUAAGCUGAGUACUAAACCCUGAAGCUCUCUGUAAACUGAAUACUAAACCAGGAAGCGCUCUGUAAACUGAAUACUAAACCAUGAAGCUCUCUGUAAGCUGAAUACUAAACCCUGCAGCUCUCUGUAAGCUGAAUACUAAACCCUGAAGCUCUCUAUAAGCUGAAUACUGAACCUCGAAGCUCUCUGUAAGCUGAAUACUAAACCAGAAAGCUCUCUGUAAGCUGAAUACUAAACCAGGAAGCUCUCUGUAAGCUGAAUAGUAAACCCUGAAGCUCUCUGUAAGCUGAAUACUAAACCCUGAAGCUCUCUGUAAGCUGAAUACUAAACCAGGAAGCUCUCUGUAAGCUGGAUACUAAACCAGGAAGCUCUCUGUAAGCUGAAUACUAAACCAGGAAGCUCUCUGUAAGCUGGAUACGAAACCAGGAAGCUCUCUGUAAGCUGAAUACUAAACCAGGAAGCUCUCUGUAAGCUGAAUACUAAACCCUGAAGCUCUCUGUAAGCUGAAUACUAAACCAUGAAGCUCUCUGUAUGCUGAGUACUGAACCCUGCAGCUCUCUGUAAGCUGAGUACUGAACCCUGCAGCUCUCUGUAAGCUGAGUACUGAACCCUGCAGCUCUCUGUAAGCUGAGUACUGAACCCUGCAGCUCUCCGUAUGCUGAGUACUGAACCCUGCAGCUCUCCGUAUGCUGAAUACUGAACCCUGCAGCUCUCUGUAAGCUGAGUACUGAACCCUGCAGCUCAUAUGCUGAGUACUGAACCCUGCAGCUCUCUGUAAGCUGAGUACUGAACCCUGCAGCUCUCCGUAUGCUGAGUACUGAACCCUGCAGCUCUCCGUAUGCUGAAUACUGAACCCUGCAGCUCUCUGUAAGCUGAGUACUGAACCCUGCAGCUCAUAUGCUGAGUACUGAACCCUGCAGCUCUCCGUAUGCUGAGUACUGAACCCUGCAGCUCUCCGUAUGCUGAGUACUGAACCCUGCAGCUCUCCGUAUGCUGAGUACUGAACCAUGCAGCUCUCUGUAAGCUGAGUACUGAACCCUGCAGCUCUCUGUAAACUGAGUACUGAACCCCGCAGCUCUCCUUAAGAUGAAUAUUGAACCCUGCAGCUCUCCGUAAGCUGAGUAUUGAACCCUGCAGCUCUCCUUAAGCUGAGUAUUGAACCCUGCAGCUCUCCAUAGAACAAACACUGAACCCUGCAGCUCUCCAUAAGCUGAGUACUGAACCCUGCAGCUCUCCAUAGAACAAACACUGAACCCUGCAGCUCUCCUUAGACAAACACUGAACCCUGAAGUUCUCUGUAAGCUGAGUACUAAACCCUGAAGCUCUCUGUAAACUGAAUACUAAACCAGGAAGCGCUCUGUAAACUGAAUACUAAACCAUGAAGCUCUCUGUAAGCUGAAUACUAAACCCUGCAGCUCUCUGUAAGCUGAAUACUAAACCCUGAAGCUCUCUAUAAGCUGAAUACUGAACCCUGAAGCUCUCCUUAAGCUGAAUAUUGAACCCUGCAGCUCUCUGUAAGCUGAAUACUAAACCCUGCAGCUCUCUGUAAGCUGAAUACUAAACCCUGCAGCUCUCUGUAAACUGAAUACUAAACCCUGAAGCUCUCUGUAAGCUGAAUACUGAACCCUGAAGCUCUCUGUAAGCUGAAUACUAAAGCAGGAAGCUCUCUGUAAGCUGAAUACUAAACCAGGAAGCGCUCUGUAAACUGAAUACUAAACCAUGAAGCUCUCUGUAAGCUGAAUACUAAACCCUGCAGCUCUCUGUAAGCUGAAUACUAAACCCUGAAGCUCUCUAUAAGCUGAAUACUGAACCCUGAAGCUCUCUGUAAGCUGAAUACUGAACCCUGAAGCUCUCUGUAAGCUGAAUACUAAACCAGGAAGCUCUCUGUAAGCUGAAUAGUAAACCCUGAAGCUCUCUGUAAGCUGAAUACUAAACCCUGAAGCUCUCUGUAAGCUGAAUACUAAACCAGGAAGCUCUCUGUAAGCUGGAUACUAAACCAGGAAGCUCUCUGUAAGCUGAAUACUAAACCAGGAAGCUCUCUGUAAGCUGGAUACGAAACCAGGAAGCUCUCUGUAAGCUGAAUACUAAACCAGGAAGCUCUCUGUAAGCUGAAUACUAAACCCUGAAGCUCUCUGUAAGCUGAAUACUAAACCAUGAAGCUCUCUGUAUGCUGAGUACUGAACCCUGCAGCUCUCUGUAAGCUGAGUACUGAACCCUGCAGCUCUCUGUAAGCUGAGUACUGAACCCUGCAGCUCUCUGUAAGCUGAGUACUGAACCCUGCAGCUCUCCGUAUGCUGAGUACUGAACCCUGCAGCUCUCCGUAUGCUGAAUACUGAACCCUGCAGCUCUCUGUAAGCUGAGUACUGAACCCUGCAGCUCAUAUGCUGAGUACUGAACCCUGCAGCUCUCUGUAAGCUGAGUACUGAACCCUGCAGCUCUCCGUAUGCUGAGUACUGAACCCUGCAGCUCUCCGUAUGCUGAAUACUGAACCCUGCAGCUCUCUGUAAGCUGAGUACUGAACCCUGCAGCUCAUAUGCUGAGUACUGAACCCUGCAGCUCUCCGUAUGCUGAGUACUGAACCCUGCAGCUCUCCGUAUGCUGAGUACUGAACCCUGCAGCUCUCCGUAUGCUGAGUACUGAACCAUGCAGCUCUCUGUAAGCUGAGUACUGAACCCUGCAGCUCUCUGUAAACUGAGUACUGAACCCCGCAGCUCUCCUUAAGAUGAAUAUUGAACCCUGCAGCUCUCCGUAAGCUGAGUAUUGAACCCUGCAGCUCUCCUUAAGCUGAGUAUUGAACCCUGCAGCUCUCCAUAGAACAAACACUGAACCCUGCAGCUCUCCAUAAGCUGAGUACUGAACCCUGCAGCUCUCCAUAGAACAAACACUGAACCCUGCAGCUCUCCUUAGACAAACACUGAACCCUGAAGUUCUCUGUAAGCUGAGUACUAAACCCUGAAGCUCUCUGUAAACUGAAUACUAAACCAGGAAGCGCUCUGUAAACUGAAUACUAAACCAUGAAGCUCUCUGUAAGCUGAAUACUAAACCCUGCAGCUCUCUGUAAGCUGAAUACUAAACCCUGAAGCUCUCUAUAAGCUGAAUACUGAACCCUGAAGCUCUCCUUAAGCUGAAUAUUGAACCCUGCAGCUCUCUGUAAGCUGAAUACUAAACCCUGCAGCUCUCUGUAAGCUGAAUACUAAACCCUGCAGCUCUCUGUAAACUGAAUACUAAACCCUGAAGCUCUCUGUAAGCUGAAUACUGAACCCUGAAGCUCUCUGUAAGCUGAAUACUAAAGCAGGAAGCUCUCUGUAAGCUGAAUACUAAACCAGGAAGCGCUCUGUAAACUGAAUACUAAACCAUGAAGCUCUCUGUAAGCUGAAUACUAAACCCUGCAGCUCUCUGUAAGCUGAAUACUAAACCCUGAAGCUCUCUAUAAGCUGAAUACUGAACCCUGAAGCUCUCUGUAAGCUGAAUACUGAACCCUGAAGCUCUCUGUAAGCUGAAUACUAAACCAGGAAGCUCUCUGUAAGCUGAAUAGUAAACCCUGAAGCUCUCUGUAAGCUGAAUACUAAACCCUGAAGCUCUCUGUAAGCUGAAUACUCAAAACAGGAAGCUCUCUCUGUAAGCUGGAUACCAAACUGCAGCCUCUCAAAGCUUGAAUACUAAACCAGAAGCUCUCUGUAAGCUGGAUACUAAACCAGGAAGCUCUCUGUAAGCUGAAUACUAAACCCUGAAGCUCUCUGUAAGCUGAAUACUAAACCCUGAAGCUCUCUGUAAGCUGAAUACUAAACCAUGAAGCUCUCUGUAUGCUGAAUACUAAACCAGGAAGCUCUCUGUAAGCUGAAUAGUAAACCCCGAAGCUCUCUGUAAGCUGAAUACUAAACCAGGAAGUUCUCUGUAAGCUGAAUACUAAACCAGGAAGCUCUCUGUAAGCUGAAUACUAAACCCUGAAGCUCUCUGUAAGCUGAAUACUAAACCCCGAAGCUCUCUGUAAGCUGAAUACUAAACCAGGAAGCUCUCUGUAAGCUGAAUACUAAACCAGGAAGCUCUCUGUAAGCUGAAUAGUAAACCCUGAAGCUCUCUAUAAGCUGAAUACUAAACCCCGAAGCUCUCUGUAAGCUGAAUACUAAACCAGGAAGCUCUCUGUAAGCUGAAUACUAAACCCUGCAGCUCUCUGUAAGCUGAAUACUAAACCAGGAAGUUCUCUGUAAGCUGAAUACUAAACCCUGAAGCUCUCUGUAAGCUGAAUACUAAACCAGGAAGUUCUCUGUAAGCUGAAUACUAAACCCUGAAGCUCUCUGUAAGCUGAAUACUAAACCCCGAAGCUCUCUGUAAGCUGAAUACUAAACCAGGAAGCUCUCUGUAAGCUGAAUACUAAACCAGGAAGCUCUCUGUAAGCUGAAUACUAAACCAGGAAGCUCUCUGUAAGCUGAAUACUAAACCAGGAAGCUCUCUGUAAGCUGAAUACUAAACCCUGAAGCUCUCUGUAAGCUGAAUACUAAACCCCGAAGCUCUCUGUAAGCUGAAUACUAAACCAGGAAGCUCUCUGUAAGCUGAAUACUAAACCCUGAAGCUCUCUGUAAGCUGAAUACUAAACCCUGCAGCUCUCUGUAAUCUGAAUACUAAACCCUGAAGCUCUCUGUAAGCUGAAUACUAAACCCUGCAGCUCUCUGUAAGCUGAAUACUAAACCCUGCAGCUCUCUGUAAGCUGAAUACUAAACCCUGCAGCUCUCUGUAAGCUGAAUACUAAACCCCGAAGCUCUCUGUAAGCUGAAUACUAAACCAGGAAGCUCUCUGUAAGCUGAAUACUAAACCCUGCAGCUCUCUGUAAGCUGAAUACUAAAACCCUUGAAGCUCUCUGUGUUGAAUACUAAACCUGCAGCUCUCUAAAGCUGAAUACUAAACCCCUGCAGCUCUCUGUAAGCUGAAUACUAAACCCUGCAGCUCUCUGUAAGCUGAAUACUAAACCAGGAAGCUCUCUGUAAGCUGAAUACUAAACCCCGAAGCUCUCUGUAAGCUGAAUACUAAACCAGGAAGCUCUCUGUAAGCUGAAUACUAAACCCUAAAGCUCUCUGUAAGCUGGAUACUAAACCAGGAAGCUCUCUGUGAGCUGAAUACUAAACCCUGAAGCUCUCUGUAAGCUGAAUACUAAACCCCGAAGCUCUCUGUAAGCUGAAUACUAAACCAGGAAGCUCUCUGUAAGCUGAAUACUAAACCAGGAAGUUCUCUGUAAGCUGAACACUAAACCCUGAAGCUCUCUGUAAGCUGAAUUCUAAACCCCGAAGCUCUCUGUAAGCUGAAUACUAAACCAGGAAGUUCUCUGUAAGCUGAAUACUAAACCCCAAAGCUCUCUGUAAGCUGAAUACUAAACCAGGAAGCUCCCUGUAAGCUGAAUACUAAACCAGGAAGUUCUCUGUAAGCUGAAUACUAAACCCUGCAGCUCUCUGUAAGCUGAAUACUAAACCAGGAAGCUCUCUGUAAGCUGAAUACUAAACCCUGAAGCUCUCUGUAAGCUGAAUACUAAACCCUGAAGCUCUCUGUGUUGAAUACUAAACCCCGAAGCUCUCUGUAAGCUGGAUACUAAACCAGGAAGCUCUCUGUAAGCUGAAUACUAAACCAGGAAGCUCUCUGUAAGCUGAAUACUAAACCAGGAAGCUCUCUGUAAGCUGAAUACUAAACCCUGAAGCUCUCUGUAAGCUGAGUACUGAACCCUGCAGCUCUCUGUAAGCUGAAUACUAAACCAGGAAGCUCUCUGUAAGCUGAAUACUAAACCAUGAAGCUCUCUGUAAGCUGAAUACUAAACCCUGAAGCUCUCUGUAAGCUGAAUACUAAACCAGGAAGCUCUCUGUAAGCUGAAUACUAAACCCUGAAGCUCUCUGUAAGCUGAAUACUAAACCAGGAAGCUCUCUGUAAGCUGAAUACUAAACCCUGAAGCUCUCUGUAAGCUGAAUACUAAACCCUGAAGCUCUCUGUAAGCUGAAUACUAAACCCUGCAGCUCUCUGUAAGCUGAAUACUGAACCCUGCAGCUCUCUGUAAGCUGAAUACUAAACCCUGCAGCUCUCUGUAAGCUGAAUACUAAACCAGGAAGUUCUCUGUAAGCUGAAUACUAAACUAGGAAGUUCUCUGUAAGCUGAAUACUAAACCCUGCAGCUCUAUGUAAGCUGAAUACUAAACCCUGCAGCUCUCUGUAAGCUGGAUACUAAACCCUGCAGCUCUCUGUAAGCUGAAUACUGAACCCUGCAGCUCUCUGUAAGCUGAAUACUAAACCCUGCAGCUCUCUGUAAGCUGAAUACUAAACCCUGCAGCUCUCUGUAAGCUGAAUACUAAACCAGGAAGUUCUCUGUAAGCUGAAUACUAAACCCUGCAGCUCUCUGUAAGCUGAAUACUAAACCCUGCAGCUCUCUGUAAGCUGAAUACUAAACCCUGAAGCUCUCUGUAAGCUGGAUACUAAACCAGGAAGCUCUCUGUAAGCUGAAUACUGAACCCUGAAGCUCUCUGUAAGCUGAAUACUAAACCAGGAAGCUCUCUGUAAGCUGAAUACUAAACCAGGAAGCUCUCUGUAAGCUGGAUACUAAACCAGGAAGCUCUCUGUAAGCUGGAUACUAAACCAGGAAGCUCUCUGUAAACUGAAUAGUAAACCCUGAAGCUCUCUGUAAGCUGGAUACUAAACCAGGAAGCUCUCUGUAAGCUGGAUACUAAACCAGGAAGCUCUCUGUAAGCUGAAUAGUAAACCCUGAAGCUCUCUGUAAGCUGGAUACUAAACCAGGAAGCUCUCUGUAAGCUGAAUACUAAACCAGGAAGCUCUCUGUAAGCUGGAUACUAAACCAGGAAGCUCUCUGUAAGCUGAAUACUAAACCAGGAAGCUCUCUGUAAGCUGAAUACUAAACCAGGAAGCUCUCUGUAAGCUGGAUACUAAACCCUGCAGUUAUUCAGUUAUCAUGAACUCUAGCGUUUUACAGUGGAAAGUUUUCAGACUUUUCAUAAAGUCCAACUGCAUGUUAAUAACCGGAGAUUGACGGUACUGCAGUCUAUGCUGUGUGUAUCCAUUAAGUGUGGAGUUUGGUGCUGUAUUGGGAGAGAGGGACAGAGCGGUACUUUACUUAUUGUGAGUUAAUUUUCUGUUGAAGGAGGUUAACUCAUUUGUUCAGCUUCAAUCAAAAUCUCAAUCUCUCUGCAAAUGAAUCCCUACACUCUAUGUGUAAAUUAUCCCUUAUUAUUAACAUAUUUAUACCAGUUAAAUUAACCUCUUCGUACAAAAUCAUAAUCAUGUUUAACCCUUUGUGUCUUUCCAGCUAUCCUCCACAUUUUUUUCCUUUCAUCCUAAGGACGUUUUGGUGACACAGAAAACAUGGAGAAUGAACAUCAGACCUCCUCCACUUCCAGCAAUGCUGCUAGCCCUAACGGGCGUCAGUCCACUCCCUCAUUACCAGUUUAUAGCGGGAUCCCAGACCGGCAAGCUGUGCAGGUAACACAUCUAUCAUACCUGUUCAGCAAUCCGUUCAGCUGUCACUUUAUUUGUCACUUCGUCUCCCAUUGUGAAAUCACAUAAACUCAGCAGUUCCUCUCGGUUUCUGGAUGUAAUUAAUUAAAUUAUUAAGGAUCAGUUUUGCCAGCAUGACAAUCUGUUCUUUGAGGAUCUUGUUCCAAAAAUGAAAAGUCCAACUGAGCAAACAAAGCGGAGCCACCUGUUGCUGUUGAUAAAUCAGCAGGGCAAUCGUUGUUGGCACAAGGUUUUUUAGGACAAAGCGUGGUGAUGACAAAGUAUAAGAUUUAUCCGUUAAGUGGCUAAUCUCCCGAUGUUUCACAAAGAAUUUGUGAAGUGGCAAUUCAAGUAUGUACCUGUGUGUAUUUACCUUUCACAGUGUGUACCUUUUGUGUAUUUACCUUCUACACUGUGUACCUGCGUGUAUUUACCUGCCACGGUGUGUACCUGCGUGUAUUUACCUGCCAGAGUGUGUACCUGUGUGUAUUUACCUGCCAGAGUGUGUCCCUGUGUGUAUUUACCUGCCAGAGUGUGUCCCUGUGUGUAUUUACCUUUCACAGUGUGUACCUGCGUGUAUUUACCUGCCAGAGUGUGUACCUGUGUUUAUUUACCUUUACCUUUCACAGUGUGUACCUUUGUGUAUUUACCUGCCAGAGUGUGUACCUGUGUUUAUUUACCUUUACCUUUCACAGUGUGUACCUUUGUGUAUUUACCUGCCAGAGUGUGUACCUGUGUUUAUUUACCUUUACCUUUCACAGUGUGUACCUUUGUGUAUUUACCUGCCAGAGUGUGUACCUGUGUUUAUUUACCUUUACCUUUCACAGUGUGUACCUUUGUGUAUUUACCUGCCAGAGUGUGUACCUGUGUUUAUUUACCUUUACCUUUCACAGUGUGUACCUUUGUGUAUUUACCUGCCAGAGUGUGUACCUGUGUUUAUUUACCUUUACCUUUCACAGUGUGUACCUUUGUGUAUUUACCUGCCAGAGUGUGUACCUGUGUUUAUUUACCUUUCACAGUGUGUACCUGCGUGUAUUUACCUGCCAUGGUGUGUACCUGCGUGUAUUUACCUGCCAGAGUGUGUCCCUGUGUGUAUUUACCUUUCACAGUGUUGACCGGUGUGUAUUGACCUUUCACAGUGUGUACCUGUGUGUAUUUACCUUUCACAGUGUGUACCUUUGUGUAUUUACCUUUCACAGUGUGUACCUGUGUGUAUUUACCUUUCACAGUGUUGACCUGUGUGUAUUGACCUUUCACAGUGUUGACCUGUGUGUAUUGACCUUUCACAGUGUGUACCUGUGUGUAUUUACCUUUUACAGUGUUGACCUGUGUGUAUUGACCUUUCACAGUGUGUACCUGUGUGUAUUUACCUUUCACAGUGUUGACCUGUGUGUAUUUACCUGCCACGGUGUGUACCUGCAUGUAUAUACCUUUCACAGUGUGUACCUGCAUAUAUUUACGUUUCACAGUGUGUACCUUUGUGUAUUUACCUUUCACAGUGUGUACCUGUGUGUUUUUACCUUUCACAGUGUUGACCUGUGUGUAUUGACCUUUCACAGUGUUGACCUGUGUGUAUUGACCUUUCACAGUGUGUACCUGUGUGUAUUGACCUUUCACAGUGUGUACCUGUGUGUAUUUACCUUUUACAGUGUUGACCUGUGUGUAUUGACUUUUCACAGUGUGUACCUGUGUGCAUUUACCUUUCACAGUGUUGACCUGCGUGUAUUUACCUGCCACAGUGUGUACCUGCAUGUAUAUACCUUUCACAGUGUGUACCUGCAUGUAUUUACCUAACAAGACUUAAGGUAAAAUGUCCAAGCAGUGACUGUAGCUAAAUUAGAGAAUUUUUCUCCAAAUCAGCAGUUUUGUCCUGAAUUUUGCAUAUCCGCUUUUAAUUCGGUAUUUAGUUAAUAUCCCACUAUAUUUGUUUUGUCAUCAUACUCAAUGCAGACCAGCACAGUGUGACACAACUAGCUCUCUGCCCCUAGCACAGUGUGAACCCACUAUCUCUCUGCCCCUGGUACAGUGUGACAUGACUAGCUCUCUGCCCUUGGCGCUGUGUGACACGACUAGCUCUCUGCCACUGGCAAAUUGUGGCACUAUCUCUCUGCCCCUGGCACAGCGUGACCAAACUAGCUCUCUGCCCCUGGUACAGUGUGACACAACUAGCUCUCUGCCCCUGGCACAGUGUAACCCUGCUAGCUCUCUGCCUUUGGCACAGUGUGGCAUUACCUCUCUGCCCCUGGCACUGUGUGACCCCUGUUAGCUCUCUGCCCUUGGCGCUGUGUGACACAACUAGCUCUCUGCCCCUGGCACAGUGUGGCACUAGCUCUCUGCCCCUGGCACUGUGUGACCCCUGUUAGCUCUCUGCCCCGGCACUGUGUGGCAUUAGCUCUCUGCCCCUGGCACUGUUUGACCCCUGUUAGCUCUCCAUUCCUGACAUAAUGGAUCACUUGAGUUCACAAGAUGGGAGAGGGGAGGAAGGAGGUGGCAGUGAUUGAUGAGACUGGCUCAGCCAGGCCCGGAAGCUGCACAUUAUAACGCUCCUUAUUCCAGCUAGCAUUCGCUUUUAUAUUCUAGCAGCCUUUGUAGAUGGAAAACACAAUAACCUCUUCCACCCUCUUAACCUCUGACCCCAUCCCCCUCUCAAAGUGUGUGUUAAAGUGAUUGACCCAGUUAGGACACAGCAUUUUGCCUUUGACUGUGGCGCAGGUAGGAAAAAAGUUGACAGAAGAGAUUCUGGCAAUUUAAAAAUGUUCAAAGCUAUUAAAAAAACAUUUUCUGGAAGCUUAGGCAAGUCCUACACCUUCCUUAGAAAGGCCAACACUGCUGAUUAAUGUCUUGCAUUACACUGGGAGAUAAGAAAGUGUGACCAAGGGGGAAUCGAUACAAGUGGCAGGGGGGUAGCGAUGUGGCCAAAAUAUAAAGGGGGUGAUUAGAGGGCUGCAGGAGUUUUUUUUUUUUAUAGCAAGGCAUUUUUUACCAAUUGGAAAUUACUGUAUAUCCAUGAUUGGGGCUCUUGCUGAACUGGUCCUCUCUGGAAAUAUUAAAACACAACACAAAGGUCUCCAUGACCCCAUAGCCAUUAAAAUAAAUCCCUAUUCAUAGUAUAUAUUGCCCAGGAAAAAAUUCUGAGUAAAUACAUGACCCAGGACAGAAUUCAGAGUAUAUACAAGGUCCGGGACAGAAUUCAGAGUAUAUACAUGGCCCGGGACAGAAUUUAGAGUAUUUACAUGGGCCGGGACAAAAUUCUGAGUAUAUACAUGGCCCGGGACAGAAUUCAGAGUACAUACAUGGUCCGGGGAUAGGAUUCCGAGUAUUUACAUGGGCCGGGACAGAAUUCAGAGUAUUUACAUGGGCCGGGACAGAAUUCACAUGGCCCGGGACAGAAUUCAGAGUAUAUACAUGGCCCGGGACAGAAUUCAGAGUAUAUACAUGGUCCGGGACAGAAUUCAGAGUAUAUACAUGGUCCGGGACAGGAUUCAGAGUAUUUACAUAUAGCUCAGGGGGGAAUUCAGAGUAUAUAGAUUGAUGUAGAUUUUAGUUAUCUGCAAUCUUUUCUUCAACAAUGCUACACAAUGCGAAACUGUAUCCAGAAUUAGAUCUCCUGUAUUUCCCGUCAAUUAAUAUGAUUUAAUCUUUUAUCCUGAGGCUCGUUAACACACAGUGCUAAAUUCUUUGUAUAUGUAUAAUUACGGCCUUUCUGAUUUUCUGUUCAGUUCUUUGAAUUAGUUGGGGAAUUGGGAGGAUUAAUGACUGACUAUGUCUGGUUAACAGGUUAUCCAGCAAGCCCUGCAUCGUCAGCCCAGCACAGCUGCGCAGUACUUACAGCAGAUGUAUGCCGCGCAGCAACAGCAUCUAAUGCUGCAGACAGCAGCACUACAACAACAGCAGCACCUCAGCAGUGCUCAGCUACAAAGCCUAGCAGCCGUGCAGCAGGUAAGUAGGAAUCUGGGAGAAAAAUAAAUCCUAACUCUAAUGCAUAAAGCACCCCUAAAGCAGGGUGGACUAUAGGCAAGUAAAGCACCAUGAAGGCUUCUUACAUACUGCAAAUUCAGUUAUAAGGGCUGUAGUUCUAUGGAACUGUCUAAUAGUAUAAUAUUAGCAAUACGGUUUAGAGCUCUAAUAGUACAAUAUCAGCAAUAAGGUUUAGAGCUCUAUAAAAUUCUAAUAGUACAAUAUCAGCAAUACGGUUUAGAGCUCUAUUUAAUUCUAAUAGUACAAUAUCAGCAAUAAGGUUUAGAGCUCUAAUAGUACAAUAUCAGCAAUAAGGUUUAGAGCUCUAUAUAAUUCUAAUAGUACAAUAUCAGCAAUAAGGUUUAGAGCUCUAUAUAAUUCUAAUAGUACAAUAUCAGCAAUACGGUUUAGAGCUCUAUAUAAUUCUAAUAGUACAAUAUCAGCAAUAAGGUUUAGAGCUCUAAUAGUACAAUAUCAGCAAUAAAGUUUAGAGCUCUAUAUAAUUCUAAUAGUACAAUAUCAGCAAUAAAGUUUAGAGCUCUAUAUAAUUCUAAUAGUAUAAUAUCAGCAAUAAGGUUUAGAGCUCUAAUAGUACAAUAUCAGCAAUAAGGUUUAGAGCUCUAUAGAAUUCUAAUAGUACAAUAUCAGCAAUAAGGUUUAGAGCUCUAUAUAAUUCUAAUAGUACAAUAUCAGCAAUAGGGUUUAGAGCUCUAUAUAAUUCUAAUAGUAUAAUAUCAGCAAUAGGGUUUAGAGCUCUAUAUAAUUCUAAUAGUAUAAUAUCAGCAAUAAGGUUUAGAGCUCUAUAUAAUUCUAAUAGUACAAUAUCAGCAAUAAGGUUUAGAGCUCUAAUAGUACAAUAUCAGCAAUAAGGUUUAGAGCUCUAUAUAAUUCUAAUAGUACAAUAUCAGCAAUAAGGUUUAGAGCUCUAUAUAAUUUUAAUAGUACAAUAUCAGCAAUAAGGUUUAGAGCUCUAUAUAAUUCUAAUAGUACAAUAUCAGCAAUAGGGUUUAGAGCUCUAAUAGUACAAUAUCAGCAAUAAGGUUUAGAGCUCUAUAUAAUUCUAAUAGUACAAUAUCAGCAAUAAGGUUUAGAGCUCUAUAUAAUUUUAAUAGUACAAUAUCAGCAAUAAGGUUUAGAGCUCUAUAUAAUUCUAAUAGUACAAUAUCAGCAAUAAGGUUUAGAACUCUAAUAGUACAAUAUCAGCAAUAAGGUUUAGAGCUCUAUAUAAUUCUAAUAGUACAAUAUCAGCAAUACGGUUUAUAGAUUUAUAUAACUAUAACGGUAUAGUGCCAGCAAUAAUGUUUGGAGUGCUGUGUAACUAAUUUUCUAAUGGUGUGAGUUCAUUAACAUGGUCAUGGGUUCUUUAAUUGUAUAAUAUGAGUGAUCACUGUCCACCCCUCUUUCCUCAGUAACAUUUAAAUGAAAUAAAGACUACUUACCUUGUUUCCAGCGCCAAUGCUCUCCCACUGCAGCCUCCAGCUAUUCCUCCAUUGAUGUCCAAGCUGACAUAACUCACGAUCCCCUUCAGUCUAUUGCUUCUCAUUGAGAAACACAUGAUUGGAACUAGGCGUACGCGGCCAAAUAAAACACAUCUCCAAUCAAAUGAUUAAAUUUCAGGACCACGUUUCACUCGUUCUGGGGGGGGAGCGACUCUCGUGGCUGUCAGGAAGGGAGCCAUUGGAGGUGUACACAUUGCUGUUUCUACAAAACAUUGCAAGACUAAAAAAACAGAGCCACUGCACUCAGUUCUCCUCAUUGAGAUGAAGUUGUCUGGGUGAUGUUAGUGGUCCUUUAAAAAUCUCUAAUGAUAAUGUGUGUUUGUCCACAGUAUAUCUUUCUAUGCCUGUUUGUCUAUACUGUUUUAAGUUGAGAACUACAAUUACAUUUAUAGUUUAAACCGUGUGUAUGUGCAUUAGCACUCAUGUCUGUCCAUUUCUGAGGAUAUUGCUAUUUAUCUAUCAAUAUGAGAACUGUUCAUGUAGAAUUCUUCUUUAUAAGAUGCAUGUGAUUUGAUUUUAGGCCGGUUUAGCUGCCAGCAGACAAGGAACCCCACCUGUGACUAACGUCUGUCAGCAGAAUCUGUCUCAACCACAAACGGUAAGUGCUGUUCAUGUCUAAGUCCCCCUGUUCCUUACUCACUUACAAACAUAAAAUAAGCAAACACUGUGACUGGGAUCCUCUGUAACAUGCUCUAUUACAGAAUAAAAGACUGGGUUCCUCUGUGACACAUUCUAUUACAGAAUAAGAGACUGGGAUCCUCUGUGAAACGUUCUAUUACAGAAUAAGAGACUGGGAUCCUCUGUGACACAUUCUAUUACAGAAUAAGAGACUGGGAUCCUCUGUGACCCAUUCUAUUACAGAAUAAAAGACUGGGAUCCUCUGUGACACAUUCUAUUACAGAAUAAGAGACUGGGAUCCUCUGUGACACGUUCUAUUACAGAAUAAGAGACUGGGAUCCUCUGUGACACAUUCUAUUACGGACAAAGAGACUGGGAUCCUCUGUGACACGUGUUCUAUUACAGAAUAAGAGACUGGGAUCCUCUGUGACACGUGUUCUAUUACAGAAUAAGAGACUGGGAUCCUCUGUGACACAUUCUAUUACAGAAUAAGAGACUGGGAUCCUAUGUGACACAUUCUAUUACGGACAAAGAGACUGGGAUCCUCUGUGACACAUUCUAUUACAGAAUAAGAGACUGGGAUCCUCUGUGACACAUUCUAUUACGGACAAAGAGACUGGGAUCCUCUGUGACACAUUCUAUUACAGAAUAAGAGACUGGGAUACUCUGUGACACAUUCUAUUACAGAAUAAGAGACUGGGAUCCUCUGUGACACGUGUUCUAUUACAGAAUAAGAGACUGGGAUCCUCUGUGACACAUUAUAUUACAGAAUAAGAGACUGGGAUCCUCUGUAACAUGCUGUAUUACAGAAUAAGAGACUGGGAUCCUCUGUGACACAUUCUAUUACAGAAUAAGAGACUGGGAUCCUCUGUGACACGUGUUCUAUUACAGAAUAAGAGACUGGGAUCCUCUGUGAUACAUUCUAUUACGGACAAAGAGACUGGGAUCCUCUGUGACACGUGUUCUAUUACAGAAUAAGAGACUGGGAUCCUCUGUGACACAUUAUAUUACAGAAUAAGAGACUGGGAUCCUCUGUGACACGUGUUCUAUUACGGAAUAAGAGACUGGGAUCCUCUGUGACACAUUCUAUUACAGAAUAAGAGACUGGGAUCCUAUGUGACCCAUUCUAUUACAGAAUAAGAGACUGGGAUCUUCUGUGACACAUUCUAUUACGGAAUAAGAGACUGGGAUCCUCUGUGACACAUUCUAUUACAGAAUAAGAGACUGGGAUCCUCUGUGACACGUGUUCUAUUACAGAAUAAGAGACUGGGAUCCUCUGUGACACGUGUUCUAUUAAGGAAUAAGAGACUGGGAUCUUCUGUGACACAUUCUAUUACAGAAUAAGAGACUGGGAUCCUCUGUGACACAUUCUAUUACAGAAUAAGAGACUGGGAUCCUCUGUGACCAUUCUAUUACAGAAUAAGAGACUGGGAUCCUCUGUGACACGUGUUCUAUUACAGAAUAAGAGACUGGGAUCCUCUGUGACACGUGUUCUAUUAAGGAAUAAGAGACUGGGAUCCUCUGUGACACGUUCUAUUGUGGAAUAAGAGACUGGGAUCCUCUGACAUUUUCUAGUACAGACUAGGAGACUGGGAUCCUCUGUAGGAGCAAUUUCUUUUUUAAUAUUGUAGCAAGCUACUUUUUAUUCCCUAUAUUGGCUGUCCGUAUCUUCCCCCCUGUUAUUUAGUGUGUUUUGCCAGUUAUUUCAUGUGGUUCUUCUUUGGCCGUUCGGGAGACUUCAUACGGACAGAAUCCAUUCGUCUCCCGAAUAAGGACCACCCCUGUACCCAAUUAGAAUAUUAACACCAACCACUUAAGUGCGAAACCGCAAGGGAAACAAUGAUCUUCUGGGUGGCCGACAUUUCGUAUAACCGAACACGUGGCUGGGAGAAAGGCAGCCAUAUUGUCUCCCGAACGAGGGCAGCGGUACUUGAUCUUCGAGGGCCUUGGCCCUCGCGCAAACACCAGUAAACACCUGUUCCCAACCACGUACACGAACGGCGCUUGACAGAUAUAAAGUACCGAACAGGGGGAGCAUUCGUAUAGUGGAAGCAAGAGAUUCCAUUGUAUGGUUUUCUCACAGGAACCUCACGAAUAGUCAGGAUUAUAUUGAUCAAGCACACAGACUAGUAACGUCUUUCUGGGCCUUAGAAUGGCCGGACGUAACGUACCCGAGAAUAGUCAGAAAACCAACCAAGAUCAGGGACACAGAAUGAGACACAGCAAUACGGAAAAGCCAAAAGUCAAGGGUACCAGAAAUCAGGGAAGUCAAAACGAAGCCAAAGUCAAAAACCAGAAAAAAACAAUCAGGAAUACACUCUUGGAUAACCAUCUAAGGGAAACCACGACACAGCAAUGAGCUAAGGAAUAAAUAAGUUUAAAUAACCCUCUUGCAGAUCCAAUUGGCUCAAGGGAUCUUGGGAUUGAAACUCUUGCAUUUUCUGUAAGUGAAACCCCUUGCAUGGGAGAUAGCAUAAAAGCUGUGUAUGUGUGAAUAAAAAUCAGUUAUAUACCCUGCUCCAAAUUAUUAUGCAAAUUCUAUUUAAGUGUCACAAAGAUUAAAUAUUUUGUUUUUCAGUUUAACUCAUGGAUGGCAUUGUGUCUCAGGGCUCUUUUGAUCACUGAAAACAAUCUCGGACACCUGUGAUAAUUAGAUGAGCCCAAUUUAAGGAAACACUACUAAAGGAGGGUGUUCCACAUUAUUAAGCAGAGCACCAUUUUCAUGCAAUAUGGGGAAGAAAAAGGAUCUCUCUGCUGCCGAAAACAGUGAAAUAGUUCAAUGCCUUGGACGAGGUAUGAAAACAUUAGAUAUUUCACGAAAACUUAAGCGUGAUCAUCGCACUAUUAAGAGAUUUGUGGCUGAUUCAGAGCACAGACGGGUUUGUGCAGAUAAAGGCACAUUGAGGAAGAUUUCUGCCAGAUCCAUGCAUUGGAUCAAGAGAGCAGCUGAUAAAAUACCAUUACAUAGCAGCAAACAGAUAUUUGAAGCUGCUGGUGCCUCUGGAGUCCCAUGGACAUCCAGAGUCUUGCAACUGUGCAUAAACCUUCUAUUCGGCCACCACUAACCAAUGCUCACAAGCAGAAACGGCUGCAUUGGGCAGAAAAAUACUUGAAAACUAAUUUUCAAACAGUCCUGUUCACUGAUGAGUGCCGUGCAACCCUGGAUGGUCCAGAUGGAUGGAGUAGUGGAUGGUUGGUGGACGGCCACCCUGUUCCAACAAGACUGCGACGUCAGCAAGGACGUGGUGGAGUCAAGUUUUGGGCCGGACUCAUGGGAAGAGAGCUGGUCGGCCCCUUUAGGGUCCCCGAACGUGUUAAGAUGACCUCUGCAAAGUAUGUGGUGUUUCUGAAUGACCAUUUUCUUCCCUGGUACAGAAGGGAUAAUUUCCGUAAUAAAAUCAUCUUCAUGCAUGACAAUGCACCAUCUCAUGCUGCAAAGAAUACAUCUGCAUCAAUGGCUGUUAUGGGGAUAAACAGCCUCCCCUGACCUCAAUCCUAUUGAGAACCUUUGGAGCAUCCUCAAGCAAAAGAUCUAUGAGGGUGGGAGGCAGUUUACAUCCAAACAGCAGCACUGGGAGGCUAUUCUGACACCUUGCAAACAAAUUCAAGCAGAAACUGUCCAAAAACUCACAAGUUCAAUGGAUGCAAGACUUGUGAAGCUGCUAUCAAAUAAGGGGUCCUAUGUUAAAAUGUUUAAAAAGUUAAAAUGUUGUUAUAAGUUUGAUUGAAAUAGCUUUUGAUUUUAUUAAAUAUACUGAAAACACAACAAAUGACAAUUUUCAGUUCUUUUCAACCUAUAAAGUGUUUUGAAACUUACUGUGCGUAAUAAUUUGGAACAGUGCGUUGUAAGUUUUUUUUAUGUUUAAAAAAAAAUACUGUUAUCAUUAGGAGGUUUGUUAAAUAAAAUUUGAAUUGUACUCUUAAAAGUUGAUAACAUGAGAAUUAUACUGACUGUUAUUUACAUCAAUUAUUUAGGUAAAUGAGAAAAAUAUAAUUUGCAUAAUAAUUUGGAACAGGGUGUACCCCCAGAGCAGAGUGUCAUCCAGUUGCUGGGGAUGAGGUGGGAGAGUCCUGGAUUAUUUUACUGUGUGUGGCUGUUCCAUUAGAGUGUUUUACGUGUUCCUUAGUAUAUCUUGGAGUACCCAGCGGAGGAGAGUCCCUGCUAGGACUAGGGCUCCACUACAUAAGCUGACUGAAUCGGGAUCCAGAGCUCACAGAGGAACAAGUACCAGUGGAUUUAGCCAGAUGGGCCAUGGGUGGAGAUUGACUACUCCAUUCCAAAACAGUCCACGCUAAAGGAUCUCCUAGAGGCAAGAGAGAUAUCAGCGAGCAGCAAGAAAAAGGCUACCCUCGUUGCUGAAGAGAUGGCAGAAUACCGAACGGAUGGCGGUUUGGUUCCCGAACGGAGCUGUUCGGUACACGAACCGGAACCGUCGGAUUUCCUAAUGGAGUUACAGUUUCGGUUGUCCUUUUAUGGGGAAAACCCGUAUACAGACAUUGUUGCACAAACCAUGUCAGAGGUCCAGGAGUUUGUGCUGAGGCAAAGUGAUCAACAAACUCCCGAAAGAACCUAAGCAGUGACAGUGGUGCAAGAGGGUAAGCCCAAAAUACCCUAUAAUGCAGUUAUAAACUAUAUAGAGGCAGAGGAAAAUAUUGAUGCAUUCCUCUAGGAUUUUGAAAAACAAUGUGCCCUACAUAAAAUUGAUGUUGAUGACUGGGUCCCCCUGUUGGCAAGCAGACUGUCAGAGAGAGCAGCGGAAGCUUACAGACUAAAUAAGAAAUUAUAGCCGAGUAAAGGAGGUAAUACUCGCCAGGUAUGCCAUCACGCCAGAGGCAUACCUCAGGCGGUUCAGAGAACUGAUAAGGGCAGAUAAAGAUUCCCAUGCUGAAUGGGCCUGCCGACUACACCGAGUCGAACUGGGGUGGGUGUAAAGCACCUCCCAGGCAAUUUAAUAACGCUACUGCCCCACAGCCUCGCUUCCACCUGCAAAACCACAUCCAGUGCCACCUCUGUUAAAAGAUGGGGCAUAUGCGCAGGGAUUGCCCCCAGAACCGAGACCGGGCACCAUGGAUCCGCCAGAGCCGCAGUACACUACUACCAGGCAGAGUCUCCGACCCAGUAUGCUGUCCCUACCCCAAACUGGGAAGUCAUGCACGAAGCAGACCCACUACAGGCCAACGCAGAUAACGGGCAACAUCAUCGGCAGAGAGUAAUCUUGUCAGGGAAGGGGUCCAAGGGGUCCGAUAUACAGGAGCCAUGCUUACCUUGGUAAAAAGCCACUUGGUGCCGAGCGCUGCAAAGACGAAGAAUACAGUGGCAGUACGGAUAGCCGGGGGAAAAAGUAUACUGGCUGCCUACUGCCCGGGUACAUUUGAAUUGGGGAGCAGGGUCUGGAGUGGUGGAGGUGGGGUUGAUGCCGGAGCUGCCGGCCGAAGUACUGUUGGGGAAUGACCCGGGGAGGCUCACGUCAGCUUUUGAGCCCCAGGCAUCACCGGAGGAAUUGUACCCGGUAGUCACCAGGCAACAAGCCCGCACCCGAGACCACAGCUCACACCCGGAGGCUCAAGUAAGAGAUUAAUUCCCGCCCCUAGAGUAUUUGCCCUGGGAUGCGCCCACUGAGUUUGGGAAUGAGGUGACCACAGACCCCAUGUUACAGGCAGGGUUAGAGGGAGAGAGAUAUGUGUGGGAUAAGGGACUGUUAUACAGGGAGUCUGAGAGUUUAGUGGCUGGGUCGGAACCGAUCCCCACUAGGCAGUUAGUGGUACCCCAGAGGAACCGACAGGAGCUGCUACAGAUAGCGCACGGCAUCCCGCUAUCCGGGCUUUUAGGGGUGAGCUGAAACAGAUAUCGGCUUACCCAAAACUUAUUUUAGCCUGGGAUUUCUCUGGAUAUUAGGGGGUAUUGCCAGACAUGCGAUACUUGCCAGAGAGUCGGUAAGCGGAAAAACCGCCGCAAGGCCAAGGUCCACCCUCUCCACAUAAUUGAGGUACCGUAUAGCCGAAUAGUGGUAGACCUGUUGGGACCCUUAGCUAAGCCUAGCCCCUCCGGCAAGUAAUAUAUCUUGACAGUGCUGGACUACUCUAUCAGGUACCCAGAGUUGGUGGCACUGGCCAACAUACAUGCUGAAAAGGUAGCGGAGGCCCUGAUGCGAAUCUUCUCCCGCAUGGGAUUCCCCCGGGAGAUAGAGUUGGAUCAGGGCACCCAGUUCACCGCCGAGGUCACACACCACUUCUGGAGGUUCUGCGGCAUUAAGCCCAUUGUGAGCUCCUCUUACCACCCCCAGACCAACGGUCUCUGUGAACGGUUUAACAAAACUUUUAAACAUGCUCCAGGCGUUCACUGCGACUCACCAAGACUGGGAGAGAUUCAUGCCGCACCUCCUUCUUGCUUACCGGGAGGUGCCGCACGAGUCCACAGGAUUCUGCCUAUUCGAAGCUACUAUUUGGGAGGUGGGUGAGGGGGCCCCUAGACCUUAUCCGAGAGUACUGGAAGGGGAAUAUUAGCCAGGAUGGGACCCCCAUCAUUCCAUAUGUGCUGGAGUCCGUGACCGUCUGGAGGACUUGACUAGGUCUGUCCGAGAGAACCUCCAGUUGGCGAAGAACCGCCAGCGCACCUGGUACGAUCGAGGGGCCAGAGACCGUAGUUUCAGGUAGGGCUGAAAGUUUUAAUUUUAAAACCUGUCCGGUAUGACAAGCUGCAGGUCCCAUACAAAGUGGUGGAGCAAAAGUGCCACCCCACUUAUGUGAACAUGCUGAAGCCCUACAAUGAGAGAGCAGAGGAGGUGGCAGCGAUCUGUGCCCCUGCCUCUGAGAACUUUGACAACCUCCUAGGGGAUGGAAGCCAGUCAGAUGCGAUAGAGGAGGUCAAAUUGGGAGACCCUCAGGAGCGGAUCGAGGUACAGCAGCUAUUAGAGGAGAAGAAAACCACCUUCUCCAGCGUACCUGGGUAAACUCCUUUGGCUUCUUACCGGGUAGAGACACCAGGUCAACUCCCAUUGCGCCAACCCCCGUACCGAAUCCCAGAAUCGGUGCAGGAAAGUAUGCAAAAGGAGAUCCAAGAGAUGUUCCGACUGGGGGUUAUUGAGCCCUCUGACAGCCCCUUUGCCUCCCUAAUAGUAGUCCUCGUACCGAAACGGGAUGGUACGAUCCAUUUCUGCAUAGAUUACCCAAAGUUGAACUAUAAGACCGUGUCAGAUGCCUAGGAUAGAUGAGCUCUUAGACCAGAUGGCUAGGGGCCAAUACCUCACUACAACUGAUCUUUUUAAGGGAUAUUGGCAGAUCCCCCUAGCUCCCGAAGCCAUCCCUAUGUCGGCGUUUGUCACCCCAUUCGGUCUGUACCAUUUUAAGGUCAUGCCGUUUGGGAUGAAAAACUCUCCAACUACAUUCCAGAAGAUGUUGGACCAACUCCUGGAUGGGUUCCAAGACUAUGCCUCGACGAUAUCGCCAUCUUUAGCGAUACCUUGCAGGAGCACUUGUCCCAUAUAAGAGCAGUCCUAGAUCGGAUCAGGGAAGCGGGCUUAAGCCUAGCAAAUGUAACAUAGGCAUGGCCAAGGUAAAGUACCUUGAUCACCGAGUGGGAUGAGGGCAACAGAAGCCCGAGCCCACUAAGAUUGAGGCAGCGGCCAACCCCCAGGACGAAGACACAGGUGUUAGCUUUUUAGGGACAGCAGGGUACUAUAGGAAGUUUGUGCCCAAUUAUAGUGCCCUGUCCAAACUCUUUACUAACCUGACCCGUAAGAAUCUUCCCAGCCCAGCAGACUGGGCCCCGUAGUGUGAGCAGGCAUUCCAACUGUUAAAACAAGCACUUGUAAAUGCCCCCCUCAUGGCCGCCCCCAAGCCAACUAUACUUUCUCGUCCAUACAGACGAUUCUAUGUUUGCAUUGGGAGCAGUACUGAGCCAAGCUGUGCCUGAUGGCAGAGAACAUCCCGUUGCUUACAUUAGUCGCAAGCUGUUACCUCGAGAAGGAAUGCCUGGUGUGGGCCCUGAAAAAGUUGCAACCUUAUUUAUACAGACAGCCCUUUGCUCAAGGAUCACAACCCGUUGGUCUGGUUAAACCGGGUGGCGGGAGACAAUGCCAGGCUGCUGCGCUGGAGUUUGGAGCUGCAGCCCUUUGACUUCACUAUACAUUAUCGGCCCCGGAAACAGAACGGAUUUGCUGACGGGUUGUCGAGAUAGACAGAAUUGGAAAAAGGAUCCGUGAGCACUCCCAAAUAUCCCCAAGCCGAUCCGUGGAGGAUCAGACUGUGUAUGCUGACUUGUGAUUACGGGGAGCAGUGUAGCAGAAUGGACAUUUGCAAGCUACUUUUUAUUCCCUAUAUUGGGUGUCCGUAUCUUCCCCCCUGUUAUUUAGUGUGUUUUGCUGGUUAUUUUGUGUGGUUCUUCUUUGGCCAUUCGAGAGACUUCAUAUGCACGGAAUCCAUUCGUCUCCUGAGCAAGGACCACCCCUGUACCCCAUUAGAACGUUAACACCAACCACUUAAGUGCGAAACCGCAAGGGAAACAAUUAAUGAAUGCUCUCCUGGGUGGCCGCCAUUUUGUAUAACCGAACACGUGGCUUGUCAGUUUUCCUGAACAGGGGGAGCAUUCGUACUGUGAAAGCAAGAUAUUCCCUUGUAUGGUUUUUGCACAGGAACCUCACAAACUGAGACCAGCCAGGGCACCUAUUCUCCUGGAACUAUUUUCGACUACCACCUCAUGUCUUGCCAGUCAAAAGUUCCACACGAACUGAUCUGAGUGAUUCUUGGAUAUGUUGGUCACUCAGAUCGGGUUAUGAGGAAGUGUACUUUUUGUGGGGUCCUAUGUAUGGUUGGGAGACGUUUGGGGUACACAAUAUUUUUGGGAUUUGUUUUGUGCUGAGAGAUAAUUAAAUUGAAGGAGUUUACUCAGGAAAUUAUCUCUCAGGCACAAGGGAUGCUGGGAUUGAAACCCUUGCACUUCUGUAUGUGAAAUGGCAUAAAAGCCAUGUAUGUGUGAAUAAAAAUACCCCCAGAGCUGAGUGUCGUCCAGUGGCUGGGGAUGAGGUGGGAGAUUCCUGGAUUAUUUUACGGUGUCUGGCUGUUCCAUUGGAGUGUUUUACGUGUUCCUGAGUAUAUCUUCGAGUAACCAGGGGAGGAGAGUCCCUGCUAGGACUAGGGCUCUGCUACAAAUAUUAUAUUUUUACAAAACCACUUUGUAUCUCGAAUAGUGGUGCAAUUUCACCAAAAGCCACAAGGUGUCACUGUAACACCACAAUUGACUUAAAAGUCUAGGAAAAGUUUAUUGUAUAUAUCAAAACAUGAACAAUGAGUACGUUUACAGAUCUCUAACUGGCUGCACUUGCUACCCAUCUUGCUCUACUGGACCUAUUCAGUAACUGGCAAAAUCAGCGCCAAGGUCAUGUACUGUGCCUGGUUAGUUACUGGCCAACUCAUAUCACAGGACAUCUACUGCCCCUAUUUAGUAACAAGCUGUGUAUGCUCAUUUUACAUCUAAUAGGUCUGGUCAGUAACUGACAGCUAUCCUGUGUUUUCAUCAGCCAAGCCUGGUUGGUAACUGGCUGUCCCUGCGCACUGUACAUUUGCUAGUUCUAAUCCGUCUGCGCUGUGUAUAGGUCAUUUACUGAGCCUGGAUAAUAAAGGGACACACUGCAGGCACUGUAACUGCUUCAUCAGCUGAAGUGGUUAUAGUUUUUAGGAUCCCAUGGCACUGUCAUUCUGUUUUUAUUGUUUUAAUGCUCAACGAGAUUUCCCAGCAGCCGACCCCCCCCCCCCCUUUCUGUGAAGGGCUGCUAGUAAGGAAGCAUUAGCCUGAGCAGCAAUGGGUUGCAUUGAUUGGCUGAGAUUAUCAGCUGACUGUUUCCAACCUAUAACAGCACCCAUUGCUGGAAGGAAGUGUAUAAUCUCUCCCUUAGCAACAUCUUACAGUGGGGGCCAGGCUGCGGGUGGACAGAGACCCCCAUUCAGUUUUAAACUACUCCAAAAUGGUUUGGACAGUGUCAGGGGACCUAAGGCACUAUAAUGGAUUCAGUGAGAUUAAAUGGUUAUAGGACCUACACUGUCCCUUUAACUGGAUACCAUUGCUCAGUGUGCAACCACUGGACCUCAUUAGUAAAUGGCUGACUCAGUUCUUUGGUCAUUGUAUCACUGCUCUCCUGGAUUCAUUUCAUGUGUUGAUAUGAUUGUCGUUACUUUGUAUCAUCCAGCAGAUAAACCUGACAACCUCUCCUCAAAUCAUCAGUCGAACGCAGUCUGGCAGCUCCACGCCAGCUUCAGCCUCCGGUGUAACUCAACAGGCUGUGCUUGUCGGAAACGCCACAUCACCCGCGCUAUCCGCUAGCCAGGCCCAGAUGUAUCUACGCGCGCAGAUGGUAAACUCCAGAAGUGAUGGAAAGCCAUAAUAGCAGAUCAUGAGGACAUUGAGAAUACUAGGAUCCUAUUCGUGUUUCCAUCUCCAUUUUGAAUUAAUCACGUUCACAACAUUAUUUGCUGAAGUGAGAAAUUCAAAGUGAAUUCAAGGUCAAUUUAAAGUCAAAAUAGAUGAACUGGAAAAAUUCUCCAAUUCGGCAAUGCUUUCAGUUUGGCUACUCUGGCCUUAAAUUUGAAAUGACUCUUUAAUUUCUCACAUUAGUAAAUAACACUGUUUGUCUCCUACAAGCUACAUUCAUGGAGGAAAUCCAUUCCACAGCAUUAAAACGCCAAAUCCAACACUGAUCCAAAUUCCUGUCUGGCAUCUGUUAAGGAUUGUCAUAUUUUCCCAGUUUAAUCCAGAUCACAUUGAAGUGGUAGUUAGCCACACACAAGCAAAGUUAUAGGAAGAGCAAUAACAAGUAUAAUGUAGGGAGGGAGGGAAUGAUGCAAGUAUAAUGUAGGGAGGGAGGAAAUGAUGCAAGUAUAAUGUAGGGAGGGAGGGAAUGAUGCAAGUAUAAUGUAGGGAGGGAGGAAAUGAUGCAAGUAUAAUGUAGGGAGGGAGGGAAUGAUGCAAGUAUAAUGUAGGGAGGGAGGGAGGGAAUGAUGCAAGUAUAAUGUAGGGAGGGAGGGAGGGAAUGAACCUGUUACUUGAUGGGAAUGUGGAGACUUUCAGUGCUUGUGUGUGAAGACUAACACAGCUAUUUACUGAAGUGAGAAUUGCUGGGAAUUCAAAGACCAAAAUAGCCAAACUGAACCAUGAAUUAGUUUUUUUCUAAAAUUGACAAGUUUAGCCUAAAGUUUGACAUUCACUUUGUAUUCCCUGCAGUUCUCACCUUAGUGAAUAACCUUGUCAGUGUAUCAAUUAUUACCUCCUGCACCUACAUUUAAUCUCCCCUAGUGGGUAGGUUAGACAAUGUUUGGGAAAUUAUGUUGUUGGGCAGUCAUUAAAUGGUUGUUUUUAUUAGUUCACUGGCCCAGGGUUCUCUCUGUCUCCCAUUCUCUGCCCAGUUAAUGAACUAGCUGUUCAACUGACCCAUUCCCUGCCCUGUAACGGAAGUAGCCGUGCAACUGACCCAUUCUCUACACCCAGUUAUUAAAUUAGCCGUGCGACUGACCCAUUCUCUGCCCAGUUAUUAAAUUAGCCGUGCGACUGACCCAUUCUCUACACCCAGUUAUUAAAUUAGCCGUGCGACUGACCCAUUCUCUACACCCAGUUAAUGAACUAGCCGUACGACUAACCCAUUCUCUGCCCAGUUAAUGAACUAGCAAUGUAACUGACCAAUUCUCUACACCCAGUUAAAAAAUUAACCAUGCCACUAACCCAUUCUCUGCCCAGUUAAUGAACUAGCCGUGUGACUGACCCAUUCUUUACACCCAGUUAUUGAACUAGCCAUGCGACUGACCUAUUCUCUGCCCAGUUAAUGAACUAGCCGUGAGACUGACCCAUUCUCUACACCCAGUUAUUGAACUAGCCAUGCGACUAAACCAUUCUCUGCCCAGUUAAUGAACUAGCCAUGCGACUGACCCAUUCCCUGCCCAAUUAAUAAAUUAGCCGUGCUCUGCCCAGUUAAUGAACCCAUUCUCUGCCCAGUUAAUGAACUAGCCAUGCGACUGACCCAUUCUUUGCCCAGUUAAUGAACUAGCUGUAGAGAUGUAGUUGUCAGGUGACUGACCCAUUCUCUACAACCAGUUAAUAAACUAGCCAUGUGACUGACCCAUUCUCUACACCCAGUUAAUAAACUAACAGUGCGACUGACCCAUUCUCUGCCCAGUUAAUGAACUAGCCGUGUGACUGACCCAUUCUCUACACCCAGUUAAUGAACUAGCCAUGCGAGUAACCCUUUCUCUGCCCAGUUAAUGAGGUAGCCGUUUAACUGACCCAUUCUCUGCCCAGUUAAUAAACUAGCCGUACGACUAACCCAUUCUCUGCCCAGUUAAUGAACUAGCUGUGUAACUGACCCAUUCUCUACACCCAGUUAAAAAACUAGCCAUGCGACUAACCCAUUUUCUGCCCAGCCGUGUGACUGACCCAUUCUCUACACCCAGUUAUUGAACUAGCCAUGCGACUAAACCAUUCUCUACACCCAGUUAUUGAACUAGCCAUGCGACUAAACCAUUCUCUACACCCAGUUAUUGAACUAGCCAUGCGACUAAACCAUUCUCUGCCCAGUUAAUGAACUAGCCGUGCGACUGACCCAUUCCCUGCCCAAUUAAUAAACUAGCCGUGCAACUGACCCAUUCUCUGCCCAGUUAAUGAACUAGCCAUGCGACUGACCCAUUCUCUGCCCAGUUAAUGAACUAGCCAUGUGACUGACCCAUUCUCUACAGCCAGUUAAUAAACUAGCAGUGCGACUGACCCAUUCUCUGCCCAGUUAAUGAACAAGCCGCGUGACUGACCCAUUCUCUGCCCAGUUAAUGAACAAGCCAUGCUACUGACCCAUUCUCUACACCCAGUUAUUGAACUAGCCAUGCGACUAAACCAUUCUCUGCCCAAUUAAUGAACUAGCCGUGCGACUGACCCAUUCUCUACACCCAGUUAUUGAACUAGCCAUGCGACUAAACCAUUCUCUGCCCAGUUAAUGAACUAGCUGUGCGACUGACCCAUUCCCUGCCCAAUUAUUAAACUAGCCGUGCAACUGACCCAUUCUCUGCCCAGUUAAUGAACUAGCUGUGCGAAUGACCCAUUCUCUACAACCAGUUAAUAAACUAGCAGUGCGACUGACCCAUUCUCUGCCCAGUUAAUGAACAAGCCGUGUGACUGACCCAUUCUCUACACCCUGUUAAUGAACUAGCCGCGCAACUAACCCAUUCUCUGCCCAGUUAAUGAACUAGCCGUGCGACUGACCGAUUCCCUGCCCUGUAACUGAACUAGCCUUACGACUGACCAGUUCUCUACUGCCAGUUAUUAAACUAGCCGUGUGACUGACCCAUUCUCUACACCCAGUUAAUGAACUAGCCAUGCGAGUAACCCUUUCUCUGCCCAGUUAAUGAAGUAGCCAUGUAACUGACCCAUUCUCUACACCCAGUUAAUAAACUAGCCGUACGACUGACCCAUUCUCUGCCCAGUUAAUGAACUAGCCGUGUAACUGACCCAUUCUCUACACCCAGUUAAUAAACUAGCCAUGCGACUAACCCAUUCUCUGCCCAGUUAAUGAACUAGCCGUGUAACUGACCCGUUCUCUACACCCAGUUAAUAAACUAGCCAUGCGACUAACCCAUUCUCUGCCUAGUUAAUGAACUAGCCGUGUGACUGACCCAUUCUCUACAUCCAGUUAUUGAACUAGCCAUGCGACUAACCCAUUCUCUGCCCAGUUAAUGAACUAGCCGUGUGACUGACCCAUUCUCUACACCCAGUUAUUGAACUAGCCAUGCGACUGACCCAUUCCCUGCCCAAUUAAUAAACUAGCCGUGCGACUGACCCAUUCUCUGCCCAGUUAAUGAACUAGCCAUGCGACUGACCUAUUCUCUGCCCAGUUAAUAAACUAACCAUGCCACUGACCCAUUCUCUGCUUAGUUAAUGAACUAGCCGUGUGACUGACCCAUUCUCUACACCCAGUUAUUGAACUAGUCAUGCGACUAAACCAUUCUCUGCCCAGUUAAUGAAGUAGCUGUUCAACUGACCCAUUCCUUGCCCUGUAAUGGAACUAGCAGUGUGACUGAUCCAUUCAAUGCCCAGUUAAUGAACUAGCCAUGCGACUGACCCAUUCCCUGCCCAGUUACCGAACUAGCCGUACGACUGACCCAUUCUCUGCUUAGUUAAUGAACAAGCCGUGUAACUGACUCAUUCUCUACACCCAGUUAAUGAACUAGCCGUGCGAGUCACCCAUUCUCUGCCCAAUUAAUGAAGUGGCCAUGCGACUAACCCAUUCUCUACACCCAGUUAAUGAACUAGCCGUGCGCCUGACCCUUUCUCUGCCCAGUUAGUGAUUAGCUGUGCGACUGACCCAUUCUCUGCCCAGUUAAUGAAUUAGCCGUGUGGCUGACCCAUUUUCUGCGCAGUCAAUUAAUUAGCUGUUCAACUGACCCAUUCUGUGCAGUAGCUGUUUGGGAAUUUAUACAUUCAUUGUAACUUCAGGGAUCAGCUGUAACCUUUUGCAGUUUGCUAAUAUCCUAGGACAUUCUGUUCUUUUAUCCCUUAGCUGAUCUUCACACCUACUGCAACCGUGACUAGUGUCCAGUCCGAGAUCAAUGCAGGAUCCAGCUCUCAAACCCCAAUCUGCAGUAGCCAGGUAAAUAUCUCUCUAAAUUCCAUUACUAAACUAUGAAUUCCAUGGAGGCGAUAAAACACAAACAACACGAUGCAAUCUGUAAAUAUCUCCUGUCCUGCAAGAGAAAGCGGAGACUUUACAGUGUUCAGCCAUCAGUCAAUUCCAUAAUACAAUCCUAUCAUACAUUAUUGGCGUGACAAGUGAGAAGAACUUCUGCUAUAGCUAAAUUAUGCAUUUUCCCCAUGGCCCCUUCCUACAAACCUACUCCUCUACCCAGAUAGAGCUGGCAUUCCCUCCAACAGAUUACCCGUGACGUCAUGAUGACACUAACUGUAGCCAGACUCCUGCUUGGUAAAGCUAUAUUCUUCAUUUCAUCAAACUCAUUUUGUAUUCCUGCGCCACCUCGCCUUCCAAUCACACAGGUGCCUUGCGAGGUCAUGGUGCAGAUGUUGCCCUUUGUGUUUCAGGUCCAGAAUCUCGCAAUGCGAGGAAAACAUGUUACAACAGCCGGAGCUCUGAGCACCCAAUCUCACCUUCCCAGCCUCGCCAUGAAGCCGCCCUCAAGCAACAUCAGCCUCCAAACGGUCAGCAGCUCCGCUCACACUAAGCCUGCUGGACAUGUGCUCCUACCAGCGGUGCGAGGAGGCCCCGGUGACACAUCAGACACUCACAAGAAGAUGGAAAGCCAGACUGCAGAUACCAGAGGGAUGACAAACCACAGGCCUUUGGUUCCUGUCACUGCACACUCCAUCAUUUCUCCAGGUAACUGCCUGUUAAACCUCCAAAGGAGAAUCCGCCUGUUAGAUACCUAAUCCAUAUUGUCUCUGAAAAGCAGGCAUUCUCGAGUCCUGGAAACCCAGGAUAGAAAGGCUGUGAAUUCCACCUCCCUCUCUGCCUGUAUGUCAGUCUUGCUUGAAACAUUUUCCUUUCCUUACGGCCAGGUCUUUCUUUUCUUUGUGUAUCUCUAGAAAUGAGAGGUUUUGUAAUCAGAAUAAUGAACUAAAUGUGGGGGCCUUCCCAGGUAUGGGCUAGGACUGUCGUAGGUGAGAUACAUAACUGGGUCACUUGGUCACAGUGAUGAAUUCAGUCUUCCCUCUUGCGAUGGAGAGGCAGUUGUCAUGGCAACUAUUUUCAAUCCUGAAUAAAUAAAUGAGCAGCACUCAAACCAAGAUUUUGUCAUUGUUUCCACUAGCAGGAACGCACCUAUGAUAAUACGCCAGUGAAUAUGGAGAAAAAAUAAAAUGCGAACUACAAUAGCAUUCACUUUAUUCAUCAACCCGAGUGCUGUUACCUUUCUAGAUUGCUGGUUGAAGACUUCACCUACAGUAGGACAGAGUGGGGUAGAUCUAGCAUGUUAUAGAUCCUUGGUAAGAGCCUAUGUCAAGUCCUGUGUUCAGCUCUAUAACACCUAGAGUAAUGGUGAUCACACUAGAUAGACCACUUGUAAAGUCCAUAGAUUGACCUAAUUUCUACGAGAUGGAGGUAUCAGUCUUCACAAGCUCUCCCACUACCAUCAGCAUGUUGCUCUUUCCUAAAAACUCUAUCCUCCAACUCCCUUAAAAAGCUGAGCCAGCCUUCCCUAGAACCCAAACACUCCCAGCCAGCCAUGGAACUUUCAGCUGAUGUGAUAGAUCUUCAUGAUCUGUAACCCUGAAAUUUCAGCCUGGGAGCUACCCUUUCACCAUACAUACUUCAAACAUGAAUCCAGAAAGUUCAAGAUGUCUCAUUGCAUUUUUUCAGGCACAGUUUAAUCCUCCCUAACUCAUACUUCAUAAUGCAUUAAAAAGCGUAUUUCUUUCUGACAGCCUACACACAUCAGUUGAUGCAGCAAAAACAGAUUCAGCACCAGUUUGUCAUUCAGCAGCAGAUCCAGCCUCGCCCUGUCCUCCCUGUUGCUCAGAUCAGCUCCCCGCUGCAGCCUCUCAACCACCAGCCGCAGGUGGGUCAGUGUGUCAGCGCCCCCCCAGUGACAUCCCAGGCUCCACCGAAUCCGAUCUCAACAUGUGUGGAGACGGGUGGACAGAGGCCCAGCUCCGCAGUUCAGAUGCCUGCUGCCCAGGCCUGCGCUGGCUUGUCUGGGAGGAUCCUACAGGAAGGGCACAAGUCCACAUUGCAUUGCCAGCCUCUCUCGCAAAAUUCAGCCGUUAUUCUUCAUAUUCAGGCACCUACAGGGGCGGUAAGUGCACAAUAGGAAGCAUAUAUAGUGUGUUUACUGAUUGCCUUCCUAGGGGUUUAGUUACUAUAAUAUUGAAUUGUACUGAAUUGAAACCCAAAUUGCAACAUUUAGGCCAAAAUAGCUCAUGUGAAGAAAAGUCUCCAACACGUGUAUGAUCGCCACUAUAUUUCUCAUUUCAAUUUUCAAUGCACUGCAAUUCAGUGUUUAGUGAAUUACACUUCUCAUUUUAAAAACCAGACUCUCUCACAGAUCACUUGUUAUGCCAAGAGUAAACUUGGCAAUAGCUUAUUAUAUUACUCUCUAUAAUCUUGUUAAACCCAACAAUAUAUCUCUGUUUAUAUGCCAAUGCUAACUAUAGCAAUAUCUAUAUACCAAUAUUAAACCAAGUAAUAUCUUACUGCCCUCCAUCUCGGUGUUAGACAUGCCAGCAUUAAAUAUAGCAAUAUCUAUAUACCAGUAUUAAACCAAGUAAUAUCUUACUGCCCUCCAUCUCGGUGUUAGAUAUGACAAUUUCUGACAAUCUCCCCUCUCCCCCCCCAUGCCAGCAUUAAAUAUAGCAAUAUCUAUAUACCAAUAUUAAACCAAGUAAUAUCUUACUGCCCUCCAUCUCGGUGUUAGAUGUGACAAUAUCUUACUAUCCUCCACAUGCCAGUGUUCAAUGUGGCAAUAUAUUAAUACCCUCUGAUGCCAGUGUUAAAUUUGGCAAUAUCUUACUAUCCUCCACAUGCCAGUGUUCAAUAUGGCAAUAUAUUAAUACCCCGUGAUGCCAGCAUUAAAUAUAGCAAUAUCUUACAGAUUCUCCCUUUAUACCAAUAUUAAAAAAUAUAUUAUUAGGAGAUAUUGGCAGUGUAAAUAAUGCAUUUCAUUUCCCAUCUGAUUAUAAAAAUGUGUUUUAUGUUUCAAUCAGUGUCCUGGACAGACAGUAAAUUAUGUUCAUUUUGCCGUUGUGUAGUCACACACGAUCAGAAAUUCACUUCAUUAAAAUCAAUGUCUCGUCUCACAGACACCACCACCACCGGACGACACUACGAAGCACAACACUCUGCCACCAAAGAAUGUGUCUGUUAAUCCAUCUUUAAUUCACGUAUCCCGGGACUUACCGUCUCCAUCUCAACCCACCGUCGGCAUUACAGAAACCUCAGAACAGAGCAGAUCCUUGCCAAAUGGUAACGUAUCAUGAUAUAUUGAAUAUAUUCUAUAAGAAAUAUACUACUCAGCCAGAGCCCGAAAAACUCAUGGUGGAGAAAGUUAAUUUUUUUUUGGUUCAGGUGGUGGUGGGAAAAAUAUUGUUUAGUGGACAGUUAUUGUACUAAACAGGAUUAUUCACUAAACUGUACAGUUUCAGGAAUUCAGGGUGAAUUCAUAGAGAAUUUCACAUUCAGGCCAAAUAGAUGGAGGUGAAAUCACAGCUGAAAGUAUAUGAUUUCAUAAUCAUAUUAACAGGGCUUAAAAUGGAAACUCCCAGGUUACAAACCAGUCCUUAAACAUACAUUUAUAUGUAUUAUACAGUUUCUAUAUUAUUAUACAAAUGAUCUGAUAUAUACGUGGAUUUUGCCCUUAUAUGCUACAUAAUCACUGCAGACCCUUAAUUCACAGUAAUUAUGUUCGCUCGGAUUCACGGUGAUGAUGUAAUUUUGUGACUUGGCUGAUGGAGGGGAAAGAUUUUGCCUGCUUGUUCAGAGCUCUAAGCACUCUCGCAGAUAGGAUGUUCUCUGGAUCACUUCCUGAGUGUGUGUUUAAAACUCGGAUGCUUGUUCCAUUAUCAUACUAGCAUUCUUACCAACAGUUACAACUUUGGUGGGACAGUUCCAUUUUCAGACCCUUUUCCUGCUGUCUACAAACGCAGAACACUAUACAUAUGUUUUGUGAGACACUAGGUUUAAGCAUGCUCGGCCCAUAUCAGUUCUCUGGGUGUGCUACAUUGCUUGUUUGCCUAGCCUGGCAUGUAUAAUAUGCCUCCUUUAUGGCAAAACCUGCCAUUAGUAAUGCAGACAGCCUCACGGGCAAUGCUAGUCCUACCUCCGCGUUCCAUGUCCAUCCUCUGCAGGUUCGUUUCUUCCCCCAACUCCACGGGGACUGCAGCCUUGGCCCAUAAAUGGAGUGAUUUGUAAAGAUAUUUAAUAAACCGAAAAGUGGUGCAAUCACCUCCGAAACCAACGGACCACCAGGAGGAUUCUAUUUUCCAAUGUGAUUGCUCUAAACUGUUUUUCCCAGCAAAUCCCUAAGUUAUGAACACCAGCAGGGAUCCAUGACAGCAACUCCGUCCACCUGAAUCUCCCUCACCCUGGACUAGUCCAGCAUGCGUGCCAUGACGAUGAGCUCAUUGUCUUACAGCCAAGCAGUUUACAUGAUGUUAAUGCCCUGUACACCCAAGAGAUCUGGGGAGUACAUUGAAUGAAGCAUGUUCACAAUGCAAUAAAGUUUACAUGUGGAAAGUGAGUACUUAACAUUUUAGACUUUUUCCUGUUUUAAUUAAGAACAUGUGGGUCUUGAACUGCCAUUUUUCUCCGUGACAUAAAUUGAAAAACAUUCCUAUGGCUGAAAGGUUCCUACCUACCUCUCAUCGACGUGACACUAACAGCCCAUGUUUGGGGGUGACUGAAUGAAGAGUAUGCCAGGAGUGUCAACCAGGCACUGUGAUCAUGGAGCUUAAAUGGUCAUUUCAGACCCCUAAAGCCCUUUAGUUUGCUGAAUUGUUUGAAGAGUGUGGCCUGUUUUUUUCAGCUUGCAAAAAGUGCAGAUUUCAAUAGAAAUUCACAAUUAUAUAAAUGAACCUUGUUACACCUCACCCCCUGAAUGUCAAUCAGACAACUGUUACUUCCUGGUUUGGUUAGCUCAGUGGAGCUAAACUCAAGAGGCAGCAAUUGCCCAAAGCACCUGCCUUGCAAAGACUUCUCAUUGAGCUGCAUUGGGAAGUCUGUGAUUGGACAGCCACAGAAAGUCUGGGCGGGGUUAGAAGGUGAGGCUGCAGACAAGAGAUCUGUAGCUUUCAUGAGCAUUUUUUAGAUAUACCCUCAAUGAAAAAAAUGCAUAUUUAAAUGGCUGCAUGUUUUCAUGUAUUAUCUACUAAAUGGUGAUUUUUAUUUUGGGCACUGGAGUGUCCCUUUAAUAUCCAGCAUCCUAGGUCAGCCGCUAAACACCGAAGAGUCACUCUUGCAUGAAAUGCAUCGUUGGCGCUGCAAAAACCAUCGUAUUUAUUCCUAUUUCUAUGCAAAUCGAUAUGUGUCAGUAUCCGGAGUGAUACUAAUUGCAGCAGUCCUGAUGGUCUAAUAAUCAGAAAUUCUACGUUUUCUUCAUGGCAGCAGAGGGUGUGGGCUGUGGGUGUUGGAGCAGCACACUAUGAUUUGGAUAAGGAGACGGAUAGCUCCCAAAUCCUUAUUGCACCACAACCACUGCAGUGAGCUGUAAUGACUAUGGCGCGUGGCGCGCGUUCUUAAUUUGGAGUUUCGCCUUUCUUUCUGUCUGAAACACAAAUCUGCAGCUUUUACACCCCACUGAAAAUACAGCUCUGCGUGUCUUAUUAUAAUGAAAACCAAAUGUUUUAUUCAUCAGUAAAAUAGUAAUUUAAGAAACCCAGGUGUAAAUUUUUAGAUGUAAUUGUUUACAGUUGUUUUUCCCAACAAAGACUCCAUUUGUUUUGUGUUUUACAAUAUGAUCAAAAAAGAAAAAAACACGUGCAGUUUCAGAACAGGUGUUUAGAUUGUAAGCUCUCCAGAACAGGAAUAUGUGUAUGUUAUAUUCCAUACAGUGCUGGACAUUGCUGGCAUUUUAUAAAUAUUUUGAAACAUUAGAUGGAAUAUCUGCUGUUCAUUAGUCAGGUAGACUGUGAGCUGUUCACAAGUUAAUAAAUCCAUAAUAAAACAAACAGUCACAUUGCAGAAUCAACCAAGAUGGGAAUAAAGUGUUAGAUCCUGCACGGGGAAUAAUUAGCAUACGGCAGCCCCUUGGGCACAUCAGGGUUAAUUAAAUCUGGAUUUAAAUGGAGGCCUCUGGCACCUCGUGUGUGCUCCCCAGGGCUCCAUGGAAGAAGUUCUGUGAGAUAUGUGUGCUUUGUUAGCGGCACAAUGCUGCCCGUGAAUCUAAUCUAGAGGAAUGUGGAGUGAAGGAUGAUCAGGAGCAUCAAGCUGGCAAACUGAUUCACUUGCUCUUAAAGCUGGUACAAUGCUAGGGCACUCCCCCAACUGUCCUGAACUGUGCCACCCAUCCAUGGCACUGUGUUUCCUCCCACUGGAGGCCGGGGUUAGUUGCACCUGUCAGGGGCAGUAUGUGCUCCUCCUACCCUCCUGUGUGGAGGUUGCUCCACACAAGAGGGUAGGAGGAGCACAUACUGCACAUUGCUGUUACCAGUCAGCUAGUGGGUUCAUGCCCACACUGUCUGGUGAGACAGCAGCUACCCAUAAAUACUUGAUACUCUCACCCCCAGCAGUGUAACCCCAGUUAUGCACAUAUACCCUCAGUUGUGUUACCUGUAUAAUGCAUGUACACCCCACAGUGAUGCCAAGAAUGCUUCUCUCUCCUUUCUGACCCCAGUAUUGGCAAUGCACCACAAGCUUUGUGAACCCACAGUUGACCCUGCACCCCCAGUACUGUUCACUUAACAUAAGUAACAACUUAACAUACAACCCCCAUUAGACCCCAAUAAUGCACAUACAACCCCAGUAAUCUCACACCCAUCUGUGUGACCCCAAUAACGAUACAUCCAGCUGUCAGACCACAAUCAUAACCACACACCCAGCUGUGUGACCCCAAAAACCCUACAUCCAGCUGUGACCCCAAUAACUACACACCUUACUGUGUGCACACCUUACUGUGUGACCCCGAUCAUAUCCACACACACCCAGCUGUGACCCCAAUCAUAACCACACACCCAGCUGUGUGACCCCAAUAAUAACCACACACCCAGCUGUGUGACCCCAAAAAACAUAUACCCGGCUGUGUGACCCCAAUAAUAACCACACAUCUAGCUGUGUGACCCCAAUUAUAACCACACACCCAGAUGUGAGACCACAAUCAUAACCACACACCCAGCAGUGUCACCCCAAAAAACAUACAUCCAGCUGUGUGACCCCAAUUAAAACUACACACACCAAGCUAUGUGACCCCAAUAAUAACCAUAAUCCCAGCUGUGUGGCCCCUACAGAACACGUAACCUCCCUCACAGCGUGGCCCCAGUAAUGCAUCAUCAUAGCUGUUACUUAAAUAAUGCGCAUACACCCCAGUUUUGUAAUCCCACAAUAAUGCGCGCACACACUCAGUUUUGUGAUCCCCAUAAUGCACAUAUUCCCCCAGUUUUGUUAUCACCCAAUAAUGUGCAUACAGCUCAAGUUUUGUGAUCCCCAAUACACCCGCAAACCCCAAUAGUCCUCAUCCAGCCCCAGCUGUGUGAGCCUCCAUGCAGACACACAGGGACAGCUGGUAUUAUGGUAGAGCAGCUGCUCAUGUUUAGAGCUCCCUCCUCCCUCUUGUUUUCUUUUCAGAUUCUCCUCCCUGGCUAUGCCUGGGCUGUGGGAUUGGAGGAGGGAGUGAGGGGACGGGCAGCCCAGGCUCACUCAGGGGGAGCUUACAAAGACUGUGCUGCUCAUUCAUUGUCUCAUGGAAGCUGGGUGAGGGGGCCGUACAUGGACAAUGUGCCGGCUUUAGGAAGACAAGGCUGAGGCCUGUGAGUCCCAGGCAGUCUGGCUACAGAGGGCCACCCUGUCCCCUUCACCCUGUGAACAUAUCACAACAAAGGACCAUGCGGUGCCAGGUGACCACAUCGACAGGGGGCAUGGGACACUCCCCAUCAGACUACUGACCACCAAAGAUCCCUGCAGCUCAUCUGUGGAGUGUGAGUCCGGCUUACUGGAGUGCUGAGACUGAAGAUAGUGCAGACUCCAGGUUUGCCUCUUGUUUUGUCCCGUGUUCUGAAACACUGAACUGAUGCUGUUCUGGUAGAUUUUGGGACAUGCCCCAUGGUGUUCUGGGAGUUGAGUAUUUGGGACGCGUGUCAGGGAGUUUGCACAUGGUGCCUGGAUUGUUUACUUGGAAUGUUAAGGGAUGGGCUGCAGAUUAAUGACAGAAACUUCCUUAACAAGACCCCUCCCUACUUACUGCUGCCUAAAUGUGAGCACCUGCUCCAACUACCCCAUUAGUGAUGUUGAGAGUUGUGAUGGAUGUUCUCUGUAAGGUUUGAACAUUUCGCUGGUGACAAUUUACUUUUCUGUUAAGUUUUUGCUUCUGUAACCUAGAGGUGUAUGUGGUUUCCUACUUGUGGAUUGAAUGUUCUGCCCUGCAGCCUGUAAACUUCCUAGGGGUGCAAGAAAAAUGAAUGAUUCAGAAAAGGAUGGACUAAUUUAUUUAAUGAUUAGUGUGUAUCAUUAUACAGAGUGUAUUCCAGAUUAACUACCUUCUCUCCAGCCCUGUGUGAAUUCUCAAUACUGUGUGACAGCAUUCUUCAUGUAUUGCCCCACAGCAUGGAGUAGGGACAUUUGUUUAGGAAAUAUCUUGAUCCGCUGCGCUGUGAACUAGGAGAUCCAGGUUUGUAUGCUGUUGGGUGCUGCCUUGCAGUAUGCACAUUGUAUGUACUGCCAGAGGAUUUGCCGUGACUAUUUGAUUUCCAUCUUGUGGCAGAUGAACUGUAAAUGUUGCAGGGUGGCACAUUUCGUAUAGUGCCACUAUACGGCCGGGCAUAGUCUGUGUUUAUUGGCAGGCAGAUAUGACGGCUGUCAGGUGUUGUUACUAAUGUUUAAUCAUUCAUUUCUCUCCAAAUGGUAAAUAUUAAUCAUUUAUAAUGUGGGCGCUGCUCCUUCUGGGAUUGCAGUUAUUAAAAGGAUCGAAGCCUAAAUAUCUGUCAGGAUUAUUAACUAAAGUGAGAAUUCAAAGUCUGUUUCAAAUUUGGGUCAGAUUUACCCAAAGUGGAAAAAUGCUGUCAUCUAAGGAUUCAGGUGCUACUUUUUAUUGAAUAAGCCCUGUCUCUCUGUAAUUGUGAUUGCAUACUGGGUCCUUUCUGCGCUAUGUUUGCUGUUUUGGGGGGGAUUAUUUAGAACCUGGGGUGCACAUGUGUUAGAGGAAAUCAUGCGUGCUGAGUUCUUCCCUGUAGUAAGCAGCACUCCUGUACUGCAGCAGGAACACCCAAUAGCUACUCAAAGUAGGUCCAACUGAAGCAUAUGAAUUUGCUUCAGUUGGACUUUUAUGCACUCUCCCAAAGUGUGUCUAGGAAGAUGUGGUGGUUUGGCAAUUUUCAAAGCACAGUAGGGGUACCUGGCAUCUUUCAAACUGUUACUACCUAUGGUGUCUAGUAAGCCACUGUAUGUACUCUAGGCCCUCAAUAAAGCCACUGUAUGUAGUCACCUUAAACUCUAGCCCAAUAAAGCCACUGUAUGUAGUCACCUUAAACUCUAGCCCAAUAAAGCCACUGUAUGUAGUCGUCUUAAACUCUAGGGCCCCAAUAAAGCCACUGUAUGUAGUCGCCUUAAACUCGGGACCCCCAAUAAAGCCACCGUAUGCAGUAGUCUUAAACUCUAGGCCCCCAAUAAAGCCACCGUAUGCAGUAGUCUUAAACUCUAGGCCCCCAAUAAAGCCACCGUAUGCAGUCGCCUUAAACUCAGGACCCCCAAUAAAACUGUGAGUACUGGAGAAUUGCUGGGGCUUUCACCUGUCUAUUUGCUGAAGUAUAUUUUAGUUAUACCAAGUAAGGCCAAUGCAUACCUGACGUUCAAUAAAGCUCUGCCUAGGAGAUCAGAAAGUCCCUUUCUGUCAUUGUGGUCCUGGCACUUCUCGCAUCACAACAAAGUCAAUCUGUGGUUGGUUUGUUAUUUUUUUUUUUUUUGCAGAUAUUUCAGUCAUUAAAACCAUAAUCACUGUGAUCUCAGAAUAACGUCCCCACCACCCCAUUCCCUAAUGUCACCAUUUACUUCACACACAGCUGGAGCCACGGUUACAUUUCUUACAUGGCUUUGGUUGAUGGUGUGGAUACAUGGAAUUGCUGCACAGCAGGAGUGGUAGGGCGGCAGUCUUGGUAGAAUUAUCUAGUCUGUCAUUGACUGGAAACCAUUUCUGCCCUGCCUAUUUAUUUGCAGUAUUCUAUUUUUUCUAAAAAUGAUACUGUGAAUAAUGUCUGGCUUGGCUUUCUCAGAGCUGUGAAUCUGUUUUGGCGCCAUCUUUAACUACCAUUACUAGCCGCAGGUUAGGUCUGGUCUUUAGGACUAGUUUUCAGGUAAAUUCUGACUCUGAUCAUCAUAUUCAUACAGAGUACAAAUUCCAUUAACUUAUUUUCUUAUCCUGCAGACGUCGGUCAGCCUGCCUUUCCUGACCCAAACCCUCAUCCUGCAUUGGACAUGACCUCAGGGACUGGCUCCUCCACUGUGCCUGCUGCCGCCACUGGCUCCGCACCCCACAACGGUGAGAAUAAACCUCCACAAGCUGUGGUGAGACCCCAAAUCCUCACACACGUCAUCGAAGGCUUCGUGAUCCAAGAAGGAGCCCAACCCUUCCCGGUAUGACAAACUGUGCUUUGUACCCCAAUUUGGUGCCCAUAGGGGAAAUAACAGACCACAGGGUUAAUACUUUUUUUUGUAACUCUGGGAAUAGAACCCCCGUAAUCAGUUUGACUUAUCCUCAUAUUCCACGACUCAAUUAUUUUUAUUAGCUAAGAUGGGAAAUGUCCGGAACCGACAAGAAAAUUACAAAUGUUAAACCAGAAUAGAUGACUUGGAGAUAUUCCUCAGUUGGCCUAUAUUGGCUUAAAAUGUGAAAUUCCUUGUAAGUUCUGUGCAAUGUAUAGUUUUAGUGAAUAAUGCUUGUAGUUUGCUACAUAGAACAAUGUAAUAACUUAAUCGGUAUCAUUACAUUUCUGUUGUUUACUGAUUUGGAAAUCCUUCCUCCGUCCCUGCGUAAUGGGUGGGUUUAGUUUCCAGGGGCUACGUCCCCCUGAUUUGCCCUCUUUGUCAUUAAUGAAUAUUUCUGUAUGUUUUCCAUGAAAUUGACUUUGGUUUUGCUUUUACAGUCGCACAGGAGCCGAGCUGUCACGGAGGUGGGUCUAGGACUAUCAUUAGAUUUCAUUUUAUAAUAUUCGCCCAUGUUCUCGUGCGUAUCUCCUGCCAGCUGCACAAUGCCUUCCCUAUUGCAGACUCAAACCGCGCGAGGGCUUGUAUAGGAACAUGCGGGGCAGGGGUGGAGGCAUUGCAUGUUUGCUAGGCCGUAUCUCCCUCCCUUCUCCCGCUGUGCUGGCUUUCCUUCCUUGGCCACUUCUGCUGAGACAUUUAUGGGUCAACAAGGAAACCUAAAAUGCCGUCCUCUCCUUAUGCUAUCCCAAUGUGGAGUUCUAGGAGCCAGUGAGCCUUGUGACCUUGACAGUUGUUUCUCCCAGUGAGGGUUUCCUCUUUCAUUUCUUAGCUUUGCAGUAUGUUCUCAUCUUGGAACGAUUCCCACUGUCUUCAUAGUCUCUUCUUUCUUGGUUUUUAGCCAUUAAUAGACUUUCAUAUGAGAUGACAAGCAGGGGCCUAACUGGUCUAAUUGUUAAUUGGCUAUAAGGGUAAUAGGUUUCUGUAGCCGUGUUGUAGUUUUGGCCCUGGCUUACUGUGUUUACUUAUUAUGGGGUCUAUAGCCAUAUUGUGUUUUAUAGUAUGACACUAGCUGGCGGUGAGAUAUUAUGGGGUUCUGUAGCUAUAUAGUGUUUAUUGAAUGGCACUAGCUUGGGGUGAGAUAUCAUGGGGUUCUAUAGCUAUAUAUUGUUUAUUGAAUGGCACUAGCUGGGGGUGAGAUAUUAUGGGUUCUGUAGCUAUAUAGUGUGUAUUGAAUGGCACUAGCUGGGGGUGAGAUAUUAUGGGGUUCUAUAGCUAUAUAGUGUUUAUUGAAUGGCACUAGCUGGGGGUGAGAUAUUAUGGGUUCUGUAGCUAUAUAGUGUUUAUUGAAUGGCACUAGCUGGGGGUGAGAUAUUAUGGGUUCUAUAGCUAUAUAGUGUUUAUUGAAUGGCACUAGCUAGGGGUGAGAUAUUAUGGGUUCUGUAGCUAUAUAGUGUUUAUUGAAUGGCACUAGCUGGGGGUGAGAUAUUAUGGGUUCUGUAGCUAUAUAGUGUGUAUUGAAUGGCACUAGCUGGGGGUGAGAUAUUAUGGGGUUCUAUAGCUAUAUAGUGUUUAUUGAAUGGCACUAGCUAGGGGUGAGAUAUUAUGGGUUCUGUAGCUAUAUAGUGUUUAUUGAAUGGCACUAGCUGGGGGUGAGAUAUUAUGGGUUCUGUAGCUAUAUAGUGUGUAUUGAAUGGCACUAGCUGGGGGUGAGAUAUUAUGGGGUUCUAUAGCUAUAUAGUGUUUAUUGAAUGGCACUAGCUAGGGGUGAGAUAUUAUGGGUUCUGUAGCUAUAUAGUGUUUAUUGAAUGGCACUAGCUGGGGGUGAGAUAUUAUGGGUUCUGUAGCUAUAUAGUGUGUAUUGAAUGGCACUAGCUGGGGGUGAGAUAUUAUGGGGUUCUGUAGCUAUAUAGUGUUUAUUGAAUGGCACUAGCUGGGGGUGAGAUAUUAUGGGGUUCUGUAGCUAUAUAGUGUUUAUUGAAUGGCACUAGCUGGGGGUGAGAUAUUAUGGGGUUAUGUUGACUUAUUUAUGAGCACCCAAUUGAUGAGAAUGUAUUAAAAUUUUGUUUAUUGCUUACAUUUAACUAACUCCAUGAUGUAGAAUUAAAAGGAUUGCUAAACGUUGCGUUUUGUGUACGUGCAAAUUACAGGUUUUAUUUCAGUUAAAAUGGUAACUUUUUUUUGUUUUUCUGUGGCAAGUCACGUUUCUCAUACGUCCUAUUAUGGCAUUACUGAACCUAAAUCAUUUUACAAUUUGUAGUGUUUGUCCCAGUGUGGAAUCUGCGGUAAGGAUUCCUGUGUUAACACAUAUUUGUUUCAGCAGAAAAGCCCUAACACUGCAUGGCUGAUGGGAGAUAAUCCCCUCUUUUGGGCUGUAACUGUAGCCUCUGUCUUUCACACCUGAGGGAGAUGUAACUGAGUGCAGAUUGUGUGUUUACAUGACCAGGCCGGAGUUUGCUCUUCCAGGAAGUCGGUCCUGACUGCAGCUUCUCUCCUGAGACAGGUGGGAAGGUCCUCACUGCUGGUGGGAGCCCGGGAAACUUACAAAUCGCUUCCAUCCGAAAAAAAUCCUCAGCAGGACAACACGACUACGACCACUGACUCCGAGAUGGAAGAGUCUUUUGCACAAGGUAUUGAAAUAAAUUAUCGGAUACAGUCUUUCCUGUCCGUAAGACUCAAUAUAUGCUUUGCAUUGUGAAAAUAAGGAAAUAGCACCUGAUCUCCAAGGAUGGCCAGUCCCACCAUUUUAACAAUUUAAGAAAAGCAGCACUGUAAUAUUAUAAAGAUUGUACUUUAAAAAUAGGCUUUUUCUAUCUUUCUGUUUCAGAAACCAAAGACGAUGGCCCCACACUGCAGUGUGAGCUCUGUGGACUUGUGGACUUUGAGUACAAGUUUAAGGGUACCAAGAGGUUCUGUUCCAUGGCGUGUGCCAAGAGGUGACUAAUGGGGAUGGAUGGGAGGAGGGAAGCAUUAUGGGUAAACCUAAUGGUGUAUAUGUAACAGAACAAUCUGACUCAAUCCAAAAAGUAAGAAAACUGAACACUCUGCCUAGUGUCAUUCAUUAACCCCCUUAAGGACCUGCUGUGUCUUUAAAGAAACCAGAUUGCUAAGGGACUAUCGAUGGCCUUGCUAAAUCGGGGACUCAUUAUUGUGCUGUGUGUGAGACCCCGGAAAAAGUCUUCAGAGUAUUGUGAUUAAAUGUCUUCAGAAUGGUACAAGGCACCUCAAUCUCUACAUCCUCUUCCUUGUACAUUAUGCAUCUACUGUCUACCACAUGCUAUAUGUUCACGUUGUGCUCAUAGGAAACUUUUUUUUUAUUUUUGCCAACUUUGGAACUGUAUAUUUAUAAAGCUAUAAAUCAAGAAAUGUACAACGUGUUGGUUUCGAGGUCUCACAAUGUAGCUGAUAGUCUUGGUAUUGGAGCAUUAAAUAUAUCAUCUCACCAAUAGUCGUUAAUAAAGACUCUCCUCCUUCCAUACAUGCUCACAAUCCUCCUGAGACCUGAAAAGAUAUAUCUUUAUUAAAGACUAAGUAGAAUAUAACGAGCACUGUGCUAAUCCUAACUCAUCCAAAGUGUCUGCCAAGUGCCCUGUGUCACUGGUUUUGUAGUGUGUAGUUUGUCCAUCCAAUGCAAGAGGUGCCCCAGAUUGGAUUAUUUGCAGGAUAUUAAGAAAACUCAUAUGAAUAGAUCUACGGCUUCAUCUCCUGCUCUUAUCAGUAUCUCCGGUGUUGGUGGAAAUCUGUGAGAUGCAAAUAGUGGUGUCUCUGGUAAUUGUGUAUUUUUGUACAAUAAGCACAUAAAAGCAUUUCUCUGAAAACUGUAUAUUGUUUGGUUUUUAACCAUGAGUCACCCUUCUCAAGUCCUGCAUUUGUUACAUUGCUGAAAAGAGACCUGCAUCCAUCAAGUUCAGCCUUCCUCACAUUUGUAUUUUGCUGUUGAUCUAAAAGAAGGCAAAAAAAAUCCCAGCUUGAAGCACUUCCAAUUUUGCAACAAACUAGGAAAAAAAUUCUUUAAAAUGUGUGUUCCUACACUGUAGUUAAGGGUUCAUUGUGGUUUCAUUAAACCACCUUUAUUCCUCUCUUCCCCUCCCAGGUACAAUGUGGGCUGCACCAAACGCGUGGGGCUUUUUCACCCAGACCGUAGCAAAGUUCAGAAGGGUCCCAAGCACACGCGAAGGAAGCAAAGAAAAGGAAGCCUGCGAAAUCUGAAUACGGAGUCAAAAAAACAGGUAUUUGCGUGGGUUAAUUUGAAUAAUCUUGUCCUGUAGGGAAGAAGCAGCUAGUGAUGUAUCUGCUGGAAUUUCACUUUCUGGUUCUAUGUAGAUUGGAGGGGAUCAUUGUUUGUCCUCUGCAAGGUUUCAUCUGUAAAUUCUUUUUGGGUGGUGUUUUUAUGGGAGCCGUUGUAACUUCCCAGUUUCUCCUCUUCUCCAGUUGCCUGUUUCCAUCACGCCUCUGAACACCAUUCCUUUAUCCGUUUCUUCGGCCCUGAAAGAUGUUAACAGCCAGGAAGAUUCCAGCCGGGCAUCAGACAAUUCCAGUUAUGAAGAACCUCUGUCUCCUAUUUCUGCCAGUUCUUCACUGUCCCAGCGACAGCCUAGUGAAAGGGACCUGGAGCUACCUGGACUGCACAGCGGGGACCAUCUACCACUAAACCAGAACUUCCUUCCCAGCAACCCUACGCAGUGGAAGGUUGAAGAUGUGUAUGAGUUUAUUCGGUCUUUGCCAGGUGAGUACCUCCUGGUUUCUAUUCGAUUUCUGUUAUACACAGAGCACUUUCUGCUGAGUUUUUAGUGCAGUGAAUACAUUCUAUUUUUUAUUUUAUUUUUUCUGUUCAUUUCUUACAAUAUGACAUAACUUUUAAGCUCUCGAAUGAUUAAAUCAUGUUACAAUUUGGUCUUCUUACCCAAGAGAUAGGGAGUCGAAUUAUCCACUGAGAAGUAACUUGAGAGAAUCUUGACUUACAAGAUCAGCCUUGGGAUGGUGUGGGGGGUCAGACAAGAUUGCUCCUACUAGAAGGUCUCAGGGAUGUUUGUGAUUUAAGUCACUUAAGGGAAUUGACAGCUUGUUCAAGGUCUUGACCUGGACUCGUGUGAUUGCAUUGAGGAUGCAAAUGAUCCUAGUAAUAGUUUCACAACUUUAAUUUUAAGAUGUGGCCAGAACCUUGCCAUAACAUUCAAACUGUCUGCUCCCCACAGGCUGCCAGGAGAUCUCAGAAGAGUUCCGGGCCCAGGAAAUCGAUGGCCAAGCUCUGCUUCUUCUCAGAGAGGAACAUCUAAUGAGUGCCAUGAACAUUAAACUGGGCCCAGCCUUGAAGAUCUAUGCCCGUAUCAGUACCCUCAAAGACUCAUAA